Messenger RNA from Drosophila persimilis, 49021 nucleotides. RefSeq names its product titin. The record is from RefSeq and is a predicted model, not a curated record. The transcript has 41 exons. Lineage: Eukaryota; Metazoa; Arthropoda; Insecta; Diptera; Drosophilidae. Bases 94 to 48570 code for a protein of 16158 amino acids. Gene Ontology annotation, molecular function: protein binding.
UUCCAUUCUUCAAGUGCAGUUUCAUCUGCAUUCCUGAUUUGGUUGUCAUUUGUCAAAUGAUAGUAUAUCAGUGAUAUAUAACGAAGCAACAAAAUGCAACGACAAAAUCCGAACCCCUACCAGCAGCAGCAGCAGCAGCAGCAGCAGCAGCAACAAGUGCAGCAGCACCAGCAGCAGUACUCCACUCAGGAGUACUCGCACUCCAGCCAGGAGCAGCAUCAGCAGCAAAGGAUUAGCCGCACCGAACAGCAUGUUCAGAGGAGUCAAAUCACCAGCACCCAGCAACGAGUCCAACAACAUUCUGGCGGUGGCACCAUCAUUGGCGGCGGCAGUGGCAUCAACUACGUGCCCCCCGCAUUGACACACGUCUAUGCCCAGGGCGACAUCUCGCCGCCGGUGUUCGAGCAGAUCUUCAAGAACGCUCGCUUCGCUCAGGGCGGCAAUGCCCUGUUCGAGGGACGGCUGCGUGGCAAUCCGAAGCCGUUCGUGACCUGGACCCGAAAAGGCGCACCACUUCUCGAGUCCCAGAAGUUCCGAAUGAGCUACAACGAGGCCACCGGCGAUGUCUCGCUGCUGAUCAAUCAGAUCGGGCCCGGGGAUGAGGGCGAGUACACCUGCACCGCUCGCAAUCAGUACGGGGAGGCCAUCUGCAGUGUCUACAUCCAGCCGGAGGGGGCACCGAUGCCAGCGAUGCAGCAGCCCAUCCAGAAUCUGGAGAAGAACAUCUACUCGAACGGGUACUCGUACACGUCCAUCGAGGAGGAGUUCCGCGUGGACACCUUUGAGUAUAGACUGCUGCGCGAGGUCUCCUUCCGGGAGGCCAUCACCCGUCGCUCUGGCUACGAGCUGGACUCCCAGCUCUCCCAGGAGCUCGACCGCUCCCUGGGCCCUGCGCACGCCCCACAAAUCUCGCAGAAGCCGCGCAGCUCGAAGCUCAUUGAGGGCUCCGAUGCGGUGUUCACCGCCCGCGUGGGCUCCAACCCGAAGCCCCGUCUCACGUGGUUCCACAACGGCCAGCGUCUGGUGGCGUCUCAGAAGUACGAGAUCUCCUAUUCGAGCGGCGUGGCCACGCUGCGCGUGAAGAAUGCCACCGCCAAGGACGGCGGCCAUUACACCCUGCUGGCCGAGAAUUUCCAGGGCUGUGUCGUCUCCUCUGCCGUCCUGGCCGUGGAGCCUGCGGCGGAGUCUGCCUACGAGCCGAAGUCCGUGGACGUGAUGGCCGAGCAGCUGGAGGCGGGCAAGGCCCUGCCCCCGGCGUUCGUCAAGGCCUUUGCCGAUCGCGAGGUAACCGAAGGACGCAUGACGCGAUUCGACUGUAGGGUGACUGGAAAUCCCUAUCCGGAGGUCUUCUGGUUCAUCAAUGGCCGUCAAGUGCGCGACGAUGCCUCGCACAAGAUUCUCGUGAACGAAUCGGGCAGCCACUCGCUGAUGAUCACGAACGUGACCCGGCUGGAUGGCGGCGCUGUCCAGUGCCUGGCCCGGAACAAGGCCGGCGAGGUGGCCAUCGAGGCGCAGUUGAAUGUGCUGGAGAAGGAACAGGUUGUUGCACCGCAAUUUGUUCAGCGCUUCAGCACGAUGACUGUCCGCGAGGGCGAACCCAUCACGAUGAGUGCCAAUGCCAUUGGCACGCCCCUGCCGCGCAUCACCUGGCAGAAGGAUGGCGUUCAGAUCUCCUCAACGGCCGAGCGAUUUGUGGGCAUUGAUGGGGGCGCCACCUGUCUGGAGAUACCGCGUGUCCAGGCCACGGACGCCGGCUGGUACCAGUGCACGGCUCAGAAUAUUGCCGGAUCCACGGCCAACCGGGCCAGGCUCUAUGUGGAAGUGCCCCGAGAGCAGCCGUCGCAAGAACAGAGGCGUUUGAAUCUCCCAAGACCCACCAAAGUGAUCGAGCCAGAGCCCAUUCCUGGCCCCGAGAUCAUCUACUUGCGCCACGUGGAGCGCGCCAAGCCCCAUCUGCGUCCUGGCGAGGAGGACCGCGUGUAUCCGCCGCCGCAGUUUAUUAUCCCGCUGCAGAAUGUGCAGCAGACCGAAGGCGGUCGCGUCCAUAUGGAGGCGCGCAUUGAGCCCGUCGGCGAUCCCACAAUGGUCGUCGAGUGGUACCUCAAUGGACGUCCCCUGGCAGCCAGUGCCCGUGCCACAUCUGUCUUCAAGUUUGGCUUCAUCGCUCUCGAUCUGCUGAGCAUCAUGGGCCACGAUUCUGGGGAAUACAUGUGCCGCGUGAGCAAUGCCAGUGGCGUGGCCGAGUCCCGGGCCAUUCUCUCGGUGGUUCAGCGUCCGUCCAUCGAUCAGUCGUCGCAGAAUCCGAACAGCGUGCAGUACAUCUCGCAGCUGGAGGACUAUUCGCGCUACCAGCGCCAGGAGAGCUCCGAGGAGCAACUCAACCAGGCUCCGCAGUUCAUACGCCCGCUGCGCGAUCUGGGCGAGUUCGAGGAGGGCAAGAAUGUGCACUUCGAGGCACAGGUGACGCCCGUCAACGAUCCCUCGAUGCGCGUGGAGUGGUACAAGGAUGGCCUGCCCAUUACGGCCAGUUCCAGGAUCACGGCCAUCUUCAACUUCGGCUACGUCUCCCUGAACAUCCUGCACCUGAGAGCCGAGGACUCUGGCACUUACACUGUGCGCGCCGUCAAUCGCAUUGGCGAGGCCAUCAGUCAGUCCAUCAUCCGCGUCCAUGUGCGCUCUCAGGUCACCGCCGAUCUGGGCAUACCCGAGCAGCAGCGCUACAUCGAGAAGACCGAGCAGCUGGAGGACUAUCGCAGCAAGUCCCAGCAGCGUCGUCAUGUCCAGGAGGCCCCCGAGGCCAUUGCCCCGCCGCAGUUCAAGACGCCCAUCCAGAACCAGCUCGAUCUGCGGGAGCACGCGCAUGCGCACUUUGAGGCGCGCCUCGAGCCCGUCGGCGACUCGACCAUGCGCGUCGAGUGGCUGAAGGACGGCCAGCCCCUGGAGGCGAGCAGCCGCAUCACCACCUACCACAACUUCGGCUACGUGGCGCUGACCAUCAAGCAGCUGACCAUCUACGAUGCAGGAACCUACACCUGUCGCGCCUACAACGCCAUGGGCCAGGACACCACCGUGGCCCAGCUGACGGUCAUCUCAAAGAAUGAAAUCGUCUCCGAGUCGCAGCACCCCGGGGGUCUGCAGAAGAUCCAACAUCUGGAGGACUCUUCGCGCUACGGGCGCCGCGAGGAGGAGGAGAUCUGCAUCAAUCAGGCUCCCCGCUUCCUGGGGCCCAUGAAGGGCACCACCAAGAUCCUGGAGGGCCAGCGCGCCCACUUCGAGGCACGCGUGGAGCCCCAGAGCGAUCUGGGCAUGCAGAUCGAGUGGUACCACAACGGACGCUCGAUCACGGCCGCCAAUCGCAUCCAAACGUACUACGAUUUUGGCUACGUGGCCCUUGACAUAUCCCAAGUGAGGGCCGAGGAUGCGGGCGUCUAUCUGGUGGUGGCCAGGAACAAGCUAGGUGAAGCUCAGUUGCAGGCAACGAUGGUAGUGGAAACUCGUUCCAAUAUCGACACAUCUAGCAUGCAUCGUGGCCUCUACGAGAAGACCCAGAAUCUGGAGAACAAGCCAUUCGUGGAGCCCCAGUACGACAUUGAGGAGAUCUCCAAGUCGAAGCCCGUGUUCGUCCAGCCCCUGGCCGAUCCCAAGCCCAUCCAUGAUGGCAAGAACAUCCAUCUGGAGUGCCGUCUGGAGCCCAUGGGUGAUCCGACCAUGCGCGUCGAGUGGUUCCACAAUGGCCGCCCCGUGACAGUGGGCUCUCGCUUCAGGACCUACUACGACUUCGGUUUUGUGGCUCUGGACAUCAUCAAGGCCACGGCCGCGGACUCUGGAGAGUACACGGUACGUGCCACCAAUCACCUGGGCACGGCCCACACCUCUGCCUGUGUGCGGGUCAUCGACCGCACGGAUGUCGUCACGGAGACCCAGAACGAACAGUCCCUGGAGCAGAUCCAACUGCUGGAGGACUCGCGUCGUCGGCAGCAUCGCGAGGAGGACAUCACCGUGAUGCAGGCGCCACAGUUCACGCGGGCGCUGCACAACAUCGAGACCGUCGAGGGCACCAAUGUCCAUCUGGAGUGCCGCCUGCAGCCCGUGGGGGAUCCCUCGAUGCGUAUCGAAUGGUUCGUGAACGGCAAGCCCGUCAAGACGGGCCAUCGCUUCCGUCCCGCCUACGAGUUCGACUACGUGGCCCUUGAUCUCUUGGGCUGCUAUGCCAUCGAUUCGGGGGUGUACACGUGCCAGGCGAGGAAUCAGCUCGGCGAGGCCGUCACCUCCUGCUCCGUGAGGAUCACCUCGAAGAACGACCUGAUCCUGGAAACCCAGAACGAGUCGGGCCUGCAAAAGAUCGCCUAUCUGGAGGAUACAUCCCGGUACCGUCGCAACGUGGAGGUGGAUGAGGUCGUCAACAUCCGUCCGCGAUUCCUCACGCAACCCAAGAGCCUGACCAACACCCGCGAGGGCGGCCACGCCCAUUUCGAGUGCAAGAUUGAACCCGUCACGGAUCCCAAUCUGAAGGUCGAAUGGUUCAAGAACGGACGUCCCAUCACCGUGGGUCAUCGCUUCCGUCCCAUCCAUGAUUUUGGCUAUGUGGCUUUGGAUAUUGUCCACCUGAUUGCCGAGGAUUCGGGCAUCUACACCUGCCGGGCCGUCAAUCUGAUUGGCUCCGACGAGACCCAAGUGGAGCUGCAGUGCCGCAGCAGCGAGCAGAUCGUCACGGUGACCCAGAACGAGGCGGGUCUCGAGCAGAUCCACUAUCUGGAGGACCGUUCGAGGUACAGCCGUCGCGAGGAGAUCGACGAGAGCACCAAGCAGGCGCCCGUCUUCACCACAUCCCUGAAGAACAUCGAGAUCAAGGAGAACCAGCGUGCGCACUUUGAGUGCCGCCUGAUCCCCGUUUCGGAUCCAUCGAUGCGCGUGGAAUGGUACCACAACAAUCUGCCCCUCAAGUCGGGCUCUCGCUUCACGGAAACCUCCAACUUUGGCUUUGUGGCUCUCGAUAUCAUGUCCACUCUGCCAGAGGACGCCGGCACCUACACCUGUCGCGCCUUCAACGCCGUUGGCGAGGCCAUCACCUCCGCGGUGGCUGUGGUGCACACGAAGAAAUCGAUUUACCUGGAAUCGCAGCACGAGACGGCUCUGCCGCGUCUACAGCACCUGGAGGAUGGCUCCAAGCGCCAGCGGAUCAGCGUCCAGGAUGAGUUUGUCUCCCAGGCUCCGGUCUUCACGAUGCCCGUGCGGGAUGUUCGUGUCGCCGAGAACCAGGCCGUGCACUUUGAGGCGCGUUUGAUCCCGGUGGGCGAUCCCAACCUGAAGGUCGAGUGGCUGCGCAACGGCCAGCCCAUCGAGGCCUCCAACCGCACCACCACAAUGCAUGACUUUGGCUAUGUGGCGCUGAACAUGAAGUACGUGAAUCCCGAGGAUUCAGGCAGCUACAGCUGCCGUGCCAUCAACGAGCUGGGUCAGGCGGUGACCUCUGCCUCGCUGAUUGUCCAAUCGAAGACGGCCAUUCAGCUGGAGACCCAACACGAGGCAGCCAUGCACAAGAUCCAUCAACUGGAGGACCACAGCCGCUACCAGCGACGCGAGGAGGAGGAGUAUACGGUCACGACGGCCCCGGUGUUUGUCACGAAGCUCAUUGGCCCCACGAACCUGAAGGAGGGACAGUCGGCCCACUACGAGUGCCGCAUUGAACCGUAUCCGGAUCCCAAUCUCAAGGUCGAGUGGUUCCACAACGGGAAGCCCCUGAGCACGGGCCAUCGUUUCCGCACCACCUACGAUUUCGGCUUUGCCGCCUUGGACAUCCUCACGGUCUAUGCGGAAGACUCCGGCGAGUACACCUGCCGUGUGACCAAUAAUCUGGGCGAGGCGGUCAAUUCGAUCGUCCUGAAUGUCACCUCCCGCUCCUCGAUCAUCCAUGAGACGCAGCACGAGGACGCUCUGUCGAAGAUUGCCCAUCUGGAGGACGCCUCACGGUUCCAGCGAAAGGCGGACGAAGAGCAGUUCCAUGCAGAGCGACCGCAGUUCGGGCGCUCUCUGCGCAACGCCAAGGUCAACGAGGGCACGCCAGUGCACCUGGAGGCCACACUGAUACCCGUCAACGAUCCCACAAUGAAGGUCGAGUGGUACUGCAAUGGCACACCCAUCCAGACAGGACAUCGCUUCAAGACCACCUACGACUUUGGUUUCGUGGCCCUGGACAUCCUGUAUGCGCAUGCCGAGGACACUGGCACGUACAUGUGCAAGGCCAAGAAUGCCAUUGGAGAGGCAGUGACGACAUGUGCUGUAAACGUAACAGCAAACAAAACCCUCGAUCUGGACACUAUGGAUGCUGAAAGACUGGAGAAGAUCCGCCAACUGGAGAGCUAUGCCCCACCCACAAAGCCCGUGGUUGAGGAGAAGGGCUCCAAGCCCAUUUUCCUAACGCCCCUGAGCAACCUGGAGCACCUGAAGGAGGGCGAACACGCCCAUCUCGAGUGCCGCGUGGAGCCCAUCAACGAUCCGAAUCUGAAGAUCGAGUGGUUCUGCAACGGCAAGCAACUGCCGAUGGGCCAUCGUUUCCGCACCACCCACGACUUUGGCUACGUGGCACUGGACAUCCUCUAUGUGUAUGGCGAGGACACCGGCACGUACAUGUGCAAGGCCACCAAUCUGUUGGGCGAGGCGGUGAACACCUGCAAUGUGCGGGUGUUGAACCGCCGCAGCAUGAUCUUGGACACCCAACACCCUGAUGCCCUGGAGAAGAUCCAGAAGCUGGAAUCGAAGGUCGUGAAUGCCCGCACUGAGGUCGGCGAUCAUCCCAUCAGUCCGCCGCACUUUACGGCGGAGUUGCGCGGCUCCACGGAGAUCUACGAGGGACAGACGGCGCACUUUGAGGCCCAGGUGGCACCGGUGCACGAUCCCAACCUUCGCAUCGAGUUCUACCACAACGGAAAGCCCCUGCCAUCGGCGGCCCGCUUCCACAUCACCUUCGACUUUGGCUACGUGUCGCUGGACAUCACCCAUGCCGUCGCCGAGGACGCCGGGGAGUAUUCCGUGCGGGCCGUCAAUGCCAUGGGACAGGCGGUGUCGGCAACCAAUUUGCGGGUGAUUGCCCGCGGCACCAUCAUCUCGGACACGCAGCACCCGGAGGGUCUGGAGAAGAUCCGCAAGCUCGAGUCCGCGGCGCCGCAUCAGCGCCAGGAGGUGGAGACACCCGGCACUCGCCAGCGUCCGGUGUUCACGCAGCCGCUGCAGAACAUCGAUCGGAUCAAUGAGCACCAGACGGCGCACUUUGAGGCGCGCCUGAUCCCCGUGGGGGAUCCCAAUCUGAAGGUCGAAUGGUACCGCAACGAGAAGAUCAUCGAGGACAGCUCUCGCAUCACCAAGCAAGCCGACUUUGGAUUCGUUUCUCUGGACAUUUCGCACAUCCGGAAGGAGGACGAGGGCGUGUACAUGUGCCGUGCCGUCAAUCCGCUCGGGGAGGCCGUCACCACCGCCUCCAUGCGGAUUGUGUCCGAGGCCAGCAUCCUGAUGGACACCCAACACCCGGACAGCAUUAGUCGCAUCCAUCAGCUGGAGAAACCGUUGGCGCCACGUCCCACAGAGCCCGAGCGUCUCUUCGAGAAGCCCAUCUUCACGCAGCUGCUCACGGGACCAUCGGAGGUGUGGGAGGGCGCCCAUGCGCACUUCGAGGCGAGGGUCGUUCCCGUGGGAGAUCCUUCUCUCCGGUUCGAGUGGUUCAUCAACGGCGUGGAGCUGCAAAUGGGCUCCCGCCUGCGCACCACCCACGACUUUGGCUUCGUGACCCUCGACAUUGCCGCAGUGGUGCCGGAGGAUGCCGGUGUUUACAUGUGCCGCGCCUACAACGCCGCCGGCGAGGCUGUCUCCUCUACGGCCAUGAAGGUCAAGACCAAGUCGAACAUCGACGGCCAGCCCUUGAUCCCUGAAUCGUGGGAGGCCAUCCGUCUGAAGGAGGCCGCCAUGAACCGCGUCCCGGAGAUGUUUGUGGACUCCACGCCUCAGCAGGCGCCUGUCUUCACGACACAUCUGCAAUCGUACGACAAGUUGCACGAGGGACAGCAUGUCCUGCUGGAGGCCCAAGUAGAGCCCCGAGCAGAUCCCAAUCUGCGCAUCGAGUGGUUCAAGAACGGCAUCUCCCUGACCACUGGCUCGAGGAUACGCAGCACCUUCGACUUUGGCCUGGUGACGCUCUCCAUCAACGGAUUGAGGGAGGACGACAGUGCCAUCUAUACCUGCAAGGCCACCAACCAGAUCGGGGAGGCCGUGUCCACGUCCUCUCUGAAGAUCGAGGACCGUCACUGGCUGCAGGCGGAUUCCCUGCAUCCCGAUGCCCUGCCACGCAUUGGGGCAUUGGAGGCGCCCAAGGCGGAUCGUCCUGCCGCCCCAGAGCCCACGUACGAGACCCCGGUGUUCAUCACGCACCUGAACAACAUCGAGUGCAAGGAGUCGGACAAUGUGCGCUUCGAGUGCAACGUGGAGCCCGCUCGGGAUCCCACCAUGCAGAUCGAGUGGUUCUACAAUGGACAGCCGCUGCAGGCGGCGGCCAAAUUCAAGUCCAUCUACGAUUUUGGCUACUGCGCUUUGGAUCUGAAUAACUCGUAUGCGGAGAACAGUGGCAUCUACACGUGCAAGGCCACCAAUAGCCGGGGAUCGGCCACCACAUCGGGCACGCUCAAGUGCACCGGGGGCAAGACCAUGUUCCUGGACACGCAGCAUCCCCAGGGAGAGAGCGGUCUGGAGGCCGUCCAGGAGACAGAAGAGGCCUUGGCCAAUCGCUAUGCCCAGAAAUCGACCAAGCCCGAGACCCAGUACCCACCGCCCGUGUGGACAAAGCCUCUGCAGGCGGAGUUCCAUCUGUCGGAGGCGCAGCCCAUCCAUCUGGAGGCCAAUGUGGAGCCCAAGGAGGACCCCAAUCUAUUCAUCGAGUGGUACUUCAACGGCAAGAUGCUGCAGCAUGGCUCCCGGUUCAAGAUGACCACGGAGUUUGGGUUCGUCACGAUGGACAUGAUCGAGGUGUAUGCCCGCGAUCAGGGCAUCUACACGUGCAAGGCGUACAACAAGGCCGGCGAGGCCUUCACCUCCACGACCAUCUUCUGCUCCACGAAGGAGAGCAUCAUUGAGUCCACGCAGCACCCGAAGGGCGCGGAGGGUCUCGAGCAGAUCCAGGACCUGGAGGAUUCACUGCGCAAGGACGGCUCGAAGCCGGAGCAGCCCGAUCUGGGCAUUGCGCCGCGCUUCACCACGGAGUUCGUGAACAUUGCGGACAUUGGGGAAGGAGAGCUGGCCCAUUUCGAGGCAAAUCUGAUUCCUGUCGGGGAUCAGAGCAUGAUCAUCGAGUGGUUCUACAAUGGCAAGGUCCUGGAGGCCAGCCACCGCGUGCGCACCAUCUAUGCGUUCGGAACGGUGGCCCUGGAGGUCCUCGGCACCAAGAUCGAGGACACUGGCACCUACACGUGCCGUGCCACCAAUAAACAUGGCACUGCCGAAAUCAGCUGCACGCUGGAGUGCGUGGACAAGCCACGUGGCCAGAAGCCACAUUUCACCUCCCACAUCCAGCCACUGGAGGGCCUGAAGGACGGCCAGGCGGCGCACUUCGAGUGCACGCUGAUUCCGGUCAACGAUCCGGAGCUGAAGGUCGAAUGGUACCACAACGGCACCCUGUUGCGCCACUCGAAUCGCAUCAAGACCGUCUCCGACUUCGGCUACGUUGUCCUGGACAUUGCCUACCUGCAGGACCACGAUUCCGGCGAGUAUGUGUGCCGUGCCUGGAACAAAUACGGCGAGGACUUUACCCGCACGACUCUCAACUGCGGCGGACGCGGCGGCGUCUUCUACGACAGCCUGCAGCCUGACUCCUUGCAGCGUAUCCGCGAGCUGGAGUGCCCCCAGGGCCCGCAGGGCGACACCAGUGCCCCCGCGGUGGCAGAGCCACCGAAAUUCAUCACCCAAAUCGCGGAUGUCACCAAAUUGGUCGAGGGACAGAGCGCCCACUUUGAGGCCCGUCUCACGCCCAUCACCGAUCCCGAUCUGGUGGUGGAAUGGUACUUCAACGGCAAGAAACUGCCACAUGGCCAUCGGUUCCGCACUUUCCACGACUUUGGCAUCGUUAUCCUGGACAUCCUGUACUGCUACGAAGAGAACUCUGGCGUGUACGAGUGUCGGGCGGUCAACAAAUACGGAGAGGACUCCACGCGAGCCUCCCUCAAGUGCACCUCAAAGGCCAGCCUCAUUUUGGACUCCCAGCUGCCGCGCGGCAUGGAGGGCGGCCUUGAGAAGAUCGCCAAUCUGGAGUACAGCAUGGUCCGCACACGCGACGACACCACCACCGAGGAGACCAAGGGCAAGGCUCCCGUCUUCACGGUGCCCCUCGAGAACAUCGACAACAUGCGGGAGGGCGAGAAUGCACACUUUGAGGCCAGGAUAACGCCCGCGGACGACCCCAAGCUAAAGGUCGAAUGGUUCUGGAAUGGACGUCCCCUCAAGGCGGGCUCUCGCUUCCGCACUUUCUGCGACUUUGGCUUUGUUAUCCUCGAGAUUUCUCCCGUGUAUCCCGAGGACUCUGGGGAGUACUCGUGCCGCGCCAUCAACGAGUACGGCGAGGCCGUGACCACCUCCACCAUGAAAAUCCAGGGCAAGCGAUCCAUCAUCAUGGAAUCGCAGCUGCCGAAGGGCAUGGAGGGCACGAUCGAUCGCAUCGCAGAGCUCGAAGGCUUGGGCUCGCGCAGCACAGAGUUUGUGCCCGACGACGACACUGGCAAGCCGCCAGAGUUCAUCACGACACCCUUCGACAUGGUCAUCACGGAGAACUCUCUGGCGCACUUUGAGUGCCGUCUGCAGCCGAUCAACGACCCCUCGAUGCGCGUGGACUGGUUCCACAAUGGCAAGGCCUUGUGGGCCGGCUCUCGCAUCAAGACGAUCAAUGACUUUGGCUUCGUGAUCCUCGAGAUUGCGGGAUGCUAUCAGCGGGACACUGGGCUGUACACGUGCAAGGCCACCAACAAGCACGGCGAGGCCACGGUCUCCUGCAAGCUGCAGGUCAAGGGCCGUCAGGGCAUCGUCAUGGAGCCGCAGCUGCCCUCGAACUUCCGCACUGGCACCGAGAGCCUCCAGAAGCUGGAGGAGAGCAUGCACAAGCGGGAGGAGAUCAUCAUCGAUGAGGAGCAGCCCAAUCCCCCGAAGUUCACCGAGGACAUCAAGGACAACCUGGAUGUCCCCGAGGGCGGUCCCAUUCACUUCGACUGCCGCGUGGAGCCCGUCGGCGAUCCCUCGAUGCGCAUCGAAUGGUUCUACAAUGGCCGCGUGAUGGCCACUGGCUCGAGGGUCCAUCAGUUGAAUGAUUUCGGCUUUAUUGCUCUGGAUGUGGACUACAUCUAUGCCCGCGACUCCGGGGAGUACACGUGUCGUGCCACCAACAAGUGGGGCACUGCCACCACCACCGCCAAGGUCACGUGCAAGGGCAAGCACAACAUUGUCUACGAGUCGCAGCUGCCCGAGGGCAUGACCUCCGAUAAGCUCAAAGAACUCGAGCGCGGACGCAUACCCGAGGCACCCAAGAUCGUCGAACAGGAGUACGGACCACCACAGUUCGUGACACAGAUCACCAACGUCACCGUCGAGGAGGCCGAGGCCGUGCGCUUCGAGUGCCAGGUGGAACCCAAAACGGAUCCCAGCCUGCGCGUCGAAUGGUAUCGCAACGGCAAGCCCCUGCCCUCGGGCCAUCGCUAUAGGAAUAUCUUUGACAUGGGCUUCGUCUCUCUGGACAUCCUGUACGUCUAUGGCGAGGAUUCUGGGGAGUACGUGUGCCGUGCCAUCAACAAUCAUGGCGAGGACCGCACUAGAGCCACAGUCUCCUGCAAAAAACUGCCUACCAUUUUGUUGCAGAACCAAGUGCCCCGCGGCAUGAAACGCUCUGAUGCCCUCACCCAAAUGGAGGCCACCAUCAAGAAGUACACCUCGGAAGUGCAUCUCACAGAAGACGAUCUGUUCGAUCCGGACCGCAAGCAGCCGCCGAGAUUUGUGACCCAAAUCAAGGAACAGCUGACGCUCACGGAGAUGGCCGUCACGAAGUUCGAAUGCCAAUUGGCGCCAGUGGGUGAUCCCAACAUGAAGGUUGAAUGGUUCUUCAAUGGCAAGCCUCUGCUGUACAAGAACCGCUUCCAGCCCAUCUACGAUUUCGGUUAUGUGGCCAUGAACUUUGGCUGGGUCUAUCCCGAGGAUUCGGGAGAGUACGUCUGCCGUGCCACCAAUUUGUAUGGCAAGGACGAGACCCGAGCCUUCAUCAAGGUCUCUGGAAAGCCAGGCAUUGUCUAUGAUUCGCAGCUGCCUGCUCAUAUGCAGAGCAUUGAUCGCAUACGAGAAAUGGAGGCCUCAUGGCAGGUUGUCCCCGAGGAGGCCGAUCCCGAUGCCAAGCCCCGAUCUAAGCCUGUCUUUGUCAGCAAAAUCGAACCCCAGACGGUGGAGGAGGGCGAACCCGCCCGAUUCUGUGUCCGUGUCACUGGACAUCCACGUCCCAGGGUCAUGUGGUUGGUCAAUGGCCACACCGUGGUGCAUGGCUCUCGCUAUAAGCUCACCAACGAUGGCAUGUUCCAUUUGGAUAUCCCGAAGACCCGCCAAUACGACACUGGCAAAGUGGAGGUCAUUGCCCGCAAUUCUGUGGGUGAAUCCAUCACCCAAACCGAACUGAAGGUCGUCUCACGCUCCGAUGACUAUCGCAAUGUCCUAAAGAACUCCCCACGCCCCUGGUACGAUUACGAGCUAGCCGCCUAUCAGAAGGAACGCCAGGACAACGAGCUGGAAAAGGUAUUCGAUGAACGUAAGCAAUAUUUGUCCGAGCAGAGUGCGCACACGCUCAAGGGCGUGGAGCAUCUGAAGCCGAAGCAGUACAAGCCCCAGACACCCGACUGGCAGCAGAAUGUGAAGGCCAAGAAGAGCGAGGAGUACUACAACAAGCUGCAGAGCCUCGAGGUGGAGCAGCUCCUCAAGGAAACCAAUCUGAGGAGGGACAAUCAUCAGUAUGCCAUUCCCGGCGAGAAGGUUGUCAGCAGCUCCGCGGCCAAGGGCAUGGCCCACUCGUACGAAGAGAAUCUUCAAGAGCAGACGAGCACCACUCAAGUCAAGCCUGCGCCGCCAAAGGGCACCGCUGAGCCCUCGGAAUCGUCGGUGCAUGGCCGCGAGGUGCACAUGAACAAGCAACAGCAAGUGCAGAAGGAGAUUCAAGGUGAUCUGGAGAUCACCCGCAAGAUCACUGCCACCGAGACCACCGAAGUGGAGCACAAGGGCACCAUCCAGGAGCGUGUCGUCAAGGGACCCGUGAAGCCCGCCAAGGCCCCCGUCUUCACCAAGAAGAUCCAGCCCUGCCGCGUAUUUGAGAACGAACAGGCCAAAUUCGAGGUGGAGUUCGACGGGGAGCCCAAUCCGACGGUGAAAUGGUACCGCGAGAGCUUCCCCAUCCAGAACUCGCCCGAUCUGCAGAUCCACACGUUCAGCGGCAAGUCGAUUCUGAUCAUCCGCCAGGUGUUUGUCGAGGAUUCGGCCGUCUUUUCGUGCGUGGCCGAGAAUCGCGGAGGCACCGCCAAGUGCAGUGCCAAUCUCGUGGUGGAGGAGCGUCGUCGUGCAGGCAAGGGAGGCAUCCAGCCCCCGAGCUUUGUGAACACCAUUCAGAGCACCACCGUGGCCACCGGACAGCUGGCACGCUUCGAUGCGAAGGUCACCGGCACCAAGCCCAUGGAUGUCUACUGGCUGAAGAACGGCAUGAAGAUCCAUCCGAGCAUCAAAUUCAAGAUGCUCGAGGAGGACAGCAUCCACACCCUGCUGAUCAUCGAACCCUUCGCCGAGGACUCCGGCCGCUACGAGUGUGUGGCCGUCAAUUCCGCUGGAGAGGCGCGCUGCGAUGGCGAUUGCGUUGUCCAGUCGCCCACAAAGCCGGAGAAACCCACAACACCCGGCAGCGAGAAGGCCCCCCACAUUGUGGAGCAGCUGAAGAGCCAGUCGGUCGAGGAGGGCAGCAAGGUGAUCUUCCGCUGCCGCGUGGACGGCAAGCCCACGCCCACGGCCCGCUGGAUGCGAGGCGAGAACUUUGUGAAGCCGUCGCGCUACUUCCAAAUGUCGCGCCAGGGCGAGUACUACCAGUUGAUCAUCUCGGAGGCCUUCCCCGAGGACGAGGGCACCUACAAGUGUGUGGCCGAGAACAAGCUGGGCAGCAUCCAGACCAGCGCCCAGCUGAAGGUGCGUCCCAUCGAGAAUUUGGACGCCCCACCCACCAUCACGGCCCUGAAGGAUGUCUCCGUCACGGAGGGCAUGCCCGCCCAGUUCAAGACGACGGUGACGGGCAAGGUGAAGGCCACCAGUGUUCAGUGGUUCCGCGAGGGACAGCUGAUCCCUGAGACCCCAGAUUUCCAGAUGAUCUUUGAUGGCAACAGCGCUGUGCUUUUGAUUGGAACCACCUACGAGGAGGAUUCGGGCAUCUUUACAGUACGUGUGACCUCGUCCACCGGCCAGGUCGAGUCCUCAGCCAAACUGACUGUUAAAAAACGACGAAUCUCGGCCUUUCAAUUGCGCACAAUUGAUUCCGCCGAAGAUGAGUCCUCAUCCUCCGGCCGGGAGGAUGCACCCGACUCGCCCCUGCAGCCAGGACAACAGCUGCAGCCGGGAGGCCAGCAACAGCAGCAGUUUGGCCAGUAUCUGGGGGUCAAUGGUCAUGAGGGAAGGUCGCGCACAAAGAAGCCGAAGGUGAGGAGCAAGUCCCUGCAGCCUGCCACAAAGGUGAUACCCUGGCGCAAGUCCUCGCGUCCGAAUCGUGGACGUUCGCUGGACAAGGGCGUUUUCCUGCCAGGCUUCAAGCCGGAGCCUGUCAAGUCCUGGACUGAGGAGACCAUCAGCCUGAAGGCCACACCCAUUGAAAAGAAGAAGCCCACUCCGAAGCUGGAGGCGGCCACAGUGGUCCUCAAGUCGAUCAAAACAGAGCGGGAUCGGGGCAUCAUGAGUCUGGGCGCCACUCUGGAGCAGAUCAUUGCCGGCAAGACAGAAAAGGAGGCGGUGCCCUGGAUCACGAUGCGCGAGAAGCUCAAGCAAGUGGAGAGCGUGUCGGAGCAGCUGAACAAGUUCGACAUCGACGAGGUCUAUCUGCGUCCCCUCGAAGGAGCCAUCGAGACGGAGGAGCCACUGCCGCAGCAGGCGCAGGUGGCACAGGAGCAGCGCACCAAGGAGAUCCAGCGGCUGAAGAGCAUGGAGAGCGUGGAGAUUAUGGAGAUGACGGAUCAGAUCGACAAGCUGAUCACCCAGCAGCAGAACAACAAGGACCUCAUACCCUGGAAGGAGAUGCGGCAGCAGCUGAAGAGCGUGCAGCGUGUGACCAAGCAGAUCGACAAGUUCAAGAUCGAGGAAGUGGAACUGAAGCACUUGCAGGCACAGCAGGCCAUCGCUGAGGAGGUUCUCCUCACCAUCGAUGAGAGCUCCAAGGGCUCCAUCUCGAAGAUGGUCCAGCGCGAGGACCUCCAGCGGUACGAGGAGGACCAGUCGGGCAUCUACAAGCAGCACUUCAUCACCACCGAAGACGUCAACAUCAUGCACGUCUCCGAGCGGGAGAAGCUGGAGGCCCAGCGUCUGAUCCGCGAGCAGCAGGCCGUCAACUGGCGGCAGCAGCAACAGCAGCGGCCCCAGCUGCAGCCCCUCACCUCCGUGGAGGACACCAUUUCGCAGGCGAGCGAUCGCCAGAGACUGGUCCAGCAGCAGAGCCUCAUCGAGGAGGCCCAGCGACAGCAGUUCGUGCAGAUCGAGGACUCGCAGAUGAUGAGCCUCGAGCAGUACGAGCACCAGAAGAUCGUCAAUCAGCGAACGCAGCAGGAGGCCUUCGACUGGCGCCAGCCACGGGAGCCCCAGAAGUUCAUUCAAGUGGAGGACUCCUCGCUCAUGCAUUUGCAGGAGCGUCAGGAUACCCAGGAGCAGCAGUUGCUGCAACAGCAGCCCGUCCUCUGGGAUCGUGGCAAGAAGAAGCCGGAACAGGCCCAGCCCCAGCCCCAGGCACCCGUCCAAGAACAGCAGCAGCAGCUGGUGGAGAAGCCAAAGACCUACGAGGAAAUGCACGACGUGCUGCAGGAGCCUCUGCCAGUGGCCCAGCCACAGCAGCAGCCCGUUCUGUGGGAACGCGGCAAGAAGCAAAAGCCUGCCGCCCAGACCUACGAGGAGCUGCAUGACGUGCUGCAGGAGCCCCUGCCCGUGCAACAGCAACAGCCCGAGCCGGUGCCAGUCCUAUGGGAACGCGGCAAGAAGAAGGUCGUACAGGAACAGGUGACCACCACUCAGGAGGUGCUGCAACAGACCUCUCAAGUGAUCGAGCAGCAGACUUCUCAAGUGGUCGAACAGCAGACCACCCAGGUCCUGCAGCAGCAACAGAUCGUGGAGGAGACCAAAAAGACAGCCGUCCGCCGCGUGAUUCCCCCACGGGAACCCGAGCAGAAGGUGGAGCAGGUACAGCUGAAGCCAACGCCCAGACCCCGCCCCAAACAAGCGGAGAAGGCGGAGGACUUCCAGUUGAAGCCCCUGAAGACCACCAGACCCGUGCAGCAGUUGGUGGAGCAGCAGCCGGCCCAAAGGGGCUACGAAGAGGCCACGGAUGAGCUGCUCGAAGAAGAGCCUGUGCCCCAAGUGGAGGCACAGCCCCAGCCUGUGCUGUGGGAACGCGGCAAGAAGCAGAAGCCUCAACAGACAGUGGAGCAGGAGGCACCCAAAACUCUAGAGGUGGCAGUCGACACUCUAGAGGAGGAAAAGGUCGUCCCCGUAGAGCCGCAACCGCAGCCUGUGCUGUGGGAGCGUGGCAAGAAAAAGCCAGCCACAAAGGCGGAAGUUGUCGAGGAAGCAGCUCCCAAAACGCUCGAAGUGGCAGUGGACACCCUGGAGGAGGAGGAGCAGAAGGCUCAGCCUCAACCCCAGCCUCAAUUGUGGGAGCGCGGCAAGAAAAAGAAGCCCCAGCCCAAGCCCCAAGAAGUUGUCGAGGAAAAGCUGGAAGAAACACCAGUCCAGACCUACGAAGAGGCUGUCGACGUCCUGCCCGAAGAACCCAUCGUGGAGGAGACGCCACAGCCUGUUUUGUGGCAGCGUGGCAAGAAGAAGCCCAAGGCUGCACCCAAGCCCGAACCAGAAGAGCCCGUGGAAGAAGAGCAGCACCCCGAUGAGGUCGAUGCGCAAAUCGAGAAGGUCCUUGUGGAAGAGGAGGUGGAAGUGGUCCAGGAAAGGCGCAAGAUCAGGAAGAUCAAGAAGCCCAAGGCCACGGAAGAGGUUCAGGAAGAGAUUGUGGAGGAAAUUCCUGAGGAAGAAGUCCCCGAAGAGGUUGUCGAGAUCCUGGAAGAGCAGGAGGAUAUCGUAGAAGAAAAGAAAAAGGUCAAAAAGAUCAAGAAACCAAAGAAAAUUGUUGAAAAGACUGAAGAGGAGGUUCCUGAAGAGGAGGUUCCCGAAGAAGAGACUGUCGCAGAACUCGAAGAGAUCGUGGAAGAGCCUGAAGAGAUCGUUGAAGAGCCUGAAGAGAUCGUGGAAGAACAGGAAGAGAUCUUGGAGGUCCAAGAAGAAGUUGUCGAAGAAAAACGUAAGGUGAAAAAGGUCAAGAAACCGAAAAAGACUGAAGAAACGAUCGAGAUCACAGAAGAACAGCCCGAAGAAGAGGCACCUGAAGAAGAAGAGGUCGUAGAAGAGCCAGCAGAGAUCGUGGAAGAAAAGAAAAAGGUGAAAAAGGUCAAGAAACCCAAGAGCAAGGUAACCGUAGAACAAGAAGCCGAAGAAGAACAACCCGCAGAAGAGGUUGAAGAACCAGAAGUGGAAGAACCCAUCGCUGAAGAACCUCUUCCAGUAGAAGAACCCAAAAAAGUGAAACCCAAGCCCCAACAGGUGGUAGAACAGGUAGAAAAGGUGGAGCUGAAGCGGACGCCCCGGAAGCAACAGCCUCUUCCCGAAAAGGAACAAGUGGAGGAGGUGUCCUUGAAGCCAUUGAAAAAGACUGCUGUUGUCUCGCAAGAGACACCACAACCAGAGGAGAUCGAAACGGAGGAGGUCAUCACCACCGAGGAGCAAAUUGUGGAUGUAACCAAGAAGCGGGUGAAGAAAAAGAAGCCCAAGCCAAAGACAGCCACAGAAGAGGUCUCAGAAGAGCCGGAAGAGGAACCUCUGGAAGAGCUCGAGGAAGAGGAACUGCAGCCCCAGGAAGAGGAGCAACAGCCAGAGGAAGAGGUGCAGCAGCCCAUCCCAGAAGAGGAGCAGCCUGUACAACCAAAGGCAGCACCAAAACCGAAGCCACAGAAGCAGGAAAUCAUCGAAAAGGUGGAAGAAGUGGCUCUCAAGCGUGUCUCGCGACCAAAGAAAACGCUGCCGGAGGAGGCCACCAUCGAGGAGGUGCGUCUCAAGCCCACCACCAGGAAGUCCAUCAAGCCCGAGGAAGUGAAACUCGAAGAAGUGGACCUGCAGCACGUGGAAAAGGUCGAGGAAGAGCUCAUCCAAGAGGAGAAGCGCAAGACCAAAAGGGUCAAGAAGCCCAAGCACGAGGAUCUGCCGGAUAUUCCCGAUGCAGAGCCCACCCAGCUGGAGGAAGCGGAGCACUUGGACCUCGAGAAGGAGCCCAAGAUCGAGGAGGAGCAGCCCCAAGUGCCAUGGAAGCGAGGCGAAAAGAAGAAGCCCGUGGAGGAGGUGCUCGAGGAGAAGCAAUGGCCCAAGGGCAAGCGGCAUCUGCUUCCCGCCGAGCAGCCCGAGGAAGUGCAGCUCAAGCCCAUCCCCGCGAAGCCAGCGGAGGCGCCACAGCAGCCAGAAAAGGCCAUUCCAGGGCCCCAGCUGGUGCCCCAAGAGAAGCCCGAAAGCGAAGAGGAGGAACUGGAACUGGAACCCCUCAAAGUGCCCGAGGACUCUGCCCCCAAGGUCAAGAAGGAAAAGAAAAAGAAGCCCAAGCUAAAGAAGGCCACGCCCUCGGUGGAUGAGGUCUCGGAGGAGAUGGCCGAGCCAUUUGCCGAGCCCAUUGCCGAGGAAGAUGAGGUCGACGAGGUCCUUCCCGUCGACGAUGACAAAGUGGUGGCCGUCUCUGAGGAUGUCCUGCCCGAGGAGGAGGUCAUUCCCUCAGAGGAGAGCCCCGCCGAGGCGAAGCAAAAGGCCCAAAAGAAGCGCACAAAGCGCCUGAAACAGGCCUCCGUCGAGGGACAGCCGCAACUCCUCGAAGCAGCCAUUGCGGAAAUCGAAAAGGUGGACGAAGUGUUCCAAGAGAUCUCACAAAAAACCAUCACCUUGCUGAAAAAGACUGAAGAUACGCGACCGCAGUUCAUCACCACGGAACAGCUGAUCGAACUGGACGUGGAGGAUGUCCGUCGCGAUCUCGAGAUGAAGGUCACCUCGAACAUCAUCAAGAAGGAGAAGCGUAGGGUCGUUCUGGACGACAGUCAACCGCUGCCGGAGCUGGAGCUCAUCACACAGAAGCGCAUCCAGGAGGGCAUCGAUCGCGUGGCCGAUGAAGAGCUCAUCGAGGAUCAGCAGCUCACACAGAACCAGCAGGAGACCACCACUUCGGAGGUGAUCGGACAGGAGAGGAAGCUCGUGAAGAAAAAGAAGAAGGAGAUCAAGCCACCGCGCAUCACAGAGAAGCUGCGACCCCGCCAAUGCGUCCCCGAAGAGCCCACAGUGCUGGAGUGCAAGGUGGAGGGAGUGCCCUUUCCCGAAAUCAAUUGGUACUUCAAUGACAUACUUCUCUUUGCCUCGGAGAAGUACGAGAUCACGGUGGUGGAGCAGGUGGCGCAGCUGAAGAUCGCCAAGGUCACGCCCAGCGAUGUGGGCGUCUACACGUGUGAGGCCAAGAACGAGGCAGGAGUGGCCACAAGUCGUACCAACAUUAUUCUCGAAAAAGAACAAGGCGUCGCGCCACAGUUUACGAAACCCCUAAAGAUCGAGUUCACCGAAGAGAAACAGCCCGAGAGGCUGAAGGUCACGGUGACCUGUCAGGUGGCCGGGAAGCCCCACCCACAGGUCAAAUGGUAUCGCGGCAUCGAGGAGGUUCUGCCCAGCGAAACCGUCCAAAUGUUCCACGACGAGCAGACGGGCGAUGUGGCCCUGGAGGUGUUUAACCCGCCGCCGAAUGAGGCCAUCACGUACUCGGUGCAGGCACAAAACCAGUUUGGACGUGCCAUUGGCAAUGCCAACAUCAUGAGUCGCCUGGAUGAGGCGCAGCAGGAGCCCAAGGAGAUCCUAAAGCCCCCCACAGUCACUCCACUGAACGCCGUCGUGGUGCCCACGGGAGGCACCCUUCGCUUCGAGGUCCAGUACGAUGGUCUGCCCCGACCGGAGAUCAAGUGGAUGCGCAAUGGCCGGGAGAUCGUGGAGAACGAGGAGAUCAUUGUGGAGACCACGGAGACGACCACCGUCAUCACGGUGAUCAAUAUGACGCGCAAGCGAACGGGCAAAUACGAAGUUUGGGCCAAGAACAAGGUCGGGGAGGCCAAGUCGUCGGGUUCGGUGGUUGUGUCCGACUCGAAACCCGAUCAGCAGAUCCAGCCGCCACGUUUCGUGCAGCCCCUGGAGCCCAAGUACUUUGGGGAGCAUGAGGUGGCCAUCCUGGAGGCUGUCGUGGAGUCGGAGCCGCUGUCCUCCUUCCAAUGGUUCGUCCACAACGAGCCCAUCAAGAGCUCCAACGAGUGCCGCAUCGUUAGCCAGGCCAACAAGUCCACUCUGUUGAUUGAGGACUUCCAGCGGAAGUUCAUUGGACCCUUUACCUGUCGGGCGGAGAACGUGGGUGGCUCGGUGACGUCCACGGCGACUGUCAAUCUACUGGAGGCCCUGCCCCAGGAGGAGGCAGUGGAAUUUGAAUCGCCACGCUUCACCGAGGAGCUCGCGCAGCCCGUCGAGGUGAUGGACGGUGAGGCGUUGCUGCUGCAGUGCCGGGUGCGGGGCAAGCCCACACCCAAGGUGGAAUGGUAUCACAACGAGGAGAAGAUUGCCGAGACAAAGGAAACUACGAUAUCGCAGGACUUGCAAGGCAAUUGCCAGCUGCAGAUUACCGAAGUGUUCCCCGAGAACGAGGGCCAAUACAAGGCCGUGGCCAGCAAUAAGAUUGGCAAGACAGUGACCAAGACAAACGUUAAAAUUCAAGCAUUUGAAUAUAUCCCCGAUUCUGAAAUCACUGGACUCACAGGAUCUGAGGAGGAUCUACUUGAUAGAACCCUCUCAAUCGACGAACAAGCACCGAAAAUCAUUAAAAAACUACCUGAGAAAAUCGAACCCAAAGAGGGCGAACAGCCAAAGCUGGAGGUGAAGGUCAUUGGACGACCCAAGCCCAAGGUCAAAUGGCUGCGCGACGAUGAGCAAAUCUUUGCCUCCGAGGAAUAUCAAAUUGAGAAUUUCGACGACGGCACAUCGGUGCUGGUGAUCAAUAAUGUGUAUCCCGAUGAUUGGGGCACCAUUAGUUUUGAGGCGUACAAUCCAUUGGGCGUGGCAGUGACAACGGCUCUGUUUUCCGUCGAAGGCAUCGUUGGAUCCAAGGAUUAUCGCAAACCGGAAUGGGUCACACAGAUGGAGGAAAUGCAGGUGGCACUCAAAGAUACAAAACAAACCACAGACACACCACACACCACACCACAAAAAACACCCAAACACAAACAAGAAACUAAUGAAACCGCAAUCACGGAAACCCCCGAAACUCUGCAAGUCAUUGAGGAAAUUGCGGAAGACGGAAAAGUCAAGAAGAAGAAGAUCCGUACUCGGGUAAUCAAGAAGGUCAAGGGAGACAAACAGGAAGUCACCAAGAUCGAAACCGUCGAGGAGGAUGACAAGGUACCCGAGACUACAGUCACCGUUGAAGAGGUUCCUUACGAAGAAGAAAAACCCGAGCAGAUCCAGGAGCUUCCAGAGGAGGUUCGCGUUGUAGAAUCUAUCUCUGAAGAUGGCAAACCCAAGAAGAAGAAGAUCCGUACUCGCGUAAUCAAGAAGGUCAAGGGCGAUAAGCACGAAGUCACCAAGAUCGAAACCGUCGAGGAGGAUGACAAGCCUUCUGAGACUACUGUCACCGUUGAAGAGGUCCCCUACGAAGAAGAGAAGCCCGAGGAGAUCCAAGAGCUUCCAGAGGAGGUUCGUGUGGUGGAAACCAUUUCCGAAGACGGCAAGCCCAAGAAGAAGAAGAUCCGCACUCGGGUAAUCAAGAAGGUCAAGGGCGACAAGCAAGAAGUCACCAAGAUCGAAACCGUCGAGGAGGAUGACAAGGUACCCGAGACUACAGUCACCGUCGAAGAGGUUCCUUACGAAGAAGAGAAGCCCGAGGAGAUUCAGGAGCUUCCAGAGGAGGUUCGCGUUGUCGAAACUAUUUCAGAAGACGGCAAGCCCAAGAAGAAGAAGAUCCGUACUCGCGUUAUCAAGAAGGUCAAGGGAGACAAGCACGAAGUCACCAAGAUCGAAACCGUCGAGGAGGAUGACAAGGUACCCGAGACUACAGUCACCGUCGAAGAGGUCCCCUACGAAGAAGAGAAGCCCGAGGAGAUACAGGAGCUUCCAGAGGAGGUUCGCGUUGUAGAAUCUAUCUCUGAAGAUGGCAAGCCCAAGAAGAAGAAGAUCCGCACUCGCGUAAUCAAGAAGGUCAAGGGCGACAAGCAAGAAGUCACCAAGAUUGAAACCGUCGAAGAGGAUGACAAGGUACCCGAGACUACAGUCACCGUCGAAGAGGUCCCCUACGAAGAAGAGAAACCCGAGGAGAUUCAGGAGCUUCCAGAGGAGGUUCGCGUUGUCGAAACUAUUUCCGCAGACGGCAAGCCCAAGAAGAAGAAGAUCCGUACUCGCGUUAUCAAGAAGGUCAAGGGAGACAAGCACGAAGUCACCAAGAUCGAAACCGUCGAGGAGGAUGACAAGGUACCCGAGACUACAGUCACCGUCGAAGAGGUCCCCUACGAAGAAGAGAAGCCCGAGGAGAUUCAGGAGCUUCCAGAGGAGGUUCGCGUUGUAGAAUCUAUCUCUGAAGAUGGCAAGCCCAAGAAGAAGAAGAUCCGCACUCGCGUAAUCAAGAAGGUCAAGGGCGACAAGCAAGAAGUCACCAAGAUCGAAACCGUCGAAGAGGAUGACAAGGUACCCGAGACUACAGUCACCGUCGAAGAGGUCCCCUACGAAGAAGAGAAACCCGAGGAGAUCCAGGAGCUUCCAGAGGAGGUUCGCGUUGUAGAAUCUAUCUCUGAAGAUGGCAAACCCAAGAAGAAGAAGAUCCGCACUCGCGUAAUCAAGAAGGUCAAGGGCGACAAACAAGAAGUCACCAAGAUCGAAACCGUCGAGGAGGAUGACAAGCCUUCUGAGACUACUGUCACCGUUGAAGAGGUCCCCUACGAAGAAGAGAAGCCCGAGGAGAUCCAAGAGCUUCCAGAGGAGGUUCGUGUGGUGGAAACCAUUUCCGAAGACGGCAAGCCCAAGAAGAAGAAGAUCCGCACUCGGGUAAUCAAGAAGGUCAAGGGCGACAAGCAAGAAGUCACCAAGAUCGAAACCGUCGAGGAGGAUGACAAGGUACCCGAGACUACAGUCACCGUCGAAGAGGUCCCCUACGAAGAAGAGAAGCCCGAGGAGAUUCAGGAGCUUCCAGAGGAGGUUCGCGUUGUAGAAUCUAUCUCCGAAGACGGCAAGCCCAAGAAGAAGAAGAUCCGCACUCGGGUAAUCAAGAAGGUCAAGGGCGACAAGCAAGAAGUCACCAAGAUCGAAACCGUCGAAGAGGAUGACAAGGUACCCGAGACUACAGUCACCGUCGAAGAGGUCCCCUACGAAGAAGAAAAACCCGAGGAGAUCCAGGAGCUUCCAGAGGAGGUUCGUGUGGUGGAAUGUAUUUCUGAAGAUGGCAAGCCCAAGAAGAAGAAGAUCCGCACUCGGGUAAUCAAGAAGGUCAAGGGCGACAAACAAGAAGUCACCAAGAUCGAAACCGUCGAGGAGGAUGACAAGCCUUCUGAGACUACAGUCACCGUUGAAGAGGUCCCCUACGAAGAAGAGAAGCCCGAGGAGAUUCAGGAGCUUCCAGAGGAGGUUCGCGUUGUAGAAUCUAUCUCCGAAGACGGCAAGCCCAAGAAGAAGAAGAUCCGCACUCGGGUAAUCAAGAAGGUCAAGGGCGACAAGCAAGAAGUCACCAAGAUCGAAACCGUCGAGGAGGAUGACAAGGUACCCGAGACUACAGUCACCGUUGAAGAGGUUCCUUACGAAGAAGAGAAGCCCGAGGAGAUUCAGGAGCUUCCAGAGGAGGUUCGCGUUGUGGAAUCUAUUUCUGAAGAUGGCAAGCCCAAGAAGAAGAAGAUCCGCACUCGGGUAAUCAAGAAGGUCAAGGGCGACAAACAAGAAGUCACCAAGAUCGAAACCGUCGAAGAGGAUGACAAGGUACCCGAGACUACAGUCACCGUUGAAGAGGUCCCUUACGAAGAAGAGAAACCCGAGGAGAUCCAGGAGCUUCCAGAGGAGGUUCGUGUGGUGGAAACCAUUUCCGAAGACGGCAAGCCCAAGAAGAAGAAGAUCCGCACUCGCGUUAUCAAGAAGGUCAAGGGAGACAAGCAAGAAGUCACCAAGAUCGAGACCGUCGAGGAGGAUGACAAGCCUUCGGAGACUACCGUCACCGUCGAAGAGGUCCCCUACGAAGAAGAGAAGCCCGAGGAGAUCCAGGAGCUUCCAGAGGAGGUUCGUGUGGUGGAAACCAUUUCCGAAGACGGCAAGCCCAAGAAGAAGAAGAUCCGUACUCGCGUUAUCAAGAAGGUCAAGGGAGACAAACAAGAAGUCACCAAGAUCGAAACCGUCGAGGAGGAUGACAAGGUACCCGAGACAACAGUCACCGUUGAAGAGGUCCCUUACGAAGAAGAGAAGCCCGUGGAGUUCCAGGAGCUUCCAGAGGAAGUUCGUGUGGUGGAAACCAUUUCCGAAGACGGCAAGCCCAAGAAGAAGAAGAUCCGCACUCGGGUAAUCAAGAAGGUCAAGGGCGACAAGCAAGAAGUCACCAAGAUCGAAACCGUCGAGGAGGAUGACAAGGUACCCGAGACUACAGUCACCGUCGAAGAGGUCCCCUACGAAGAAGAGAAGCCCGAGGAGAUCCAGGAGCUUCCAGAGGAGGUUCGUGUGGUGGAAACCAUUUCCGAAGACGGCAAGCCCAAGAAGAAGAAGAUCCGCACUCGCGUUAUCAAGAAGGUCAAGGGAGACAAGCAAGAAGUCACCAAGAUCGAAACCGUCGAGGAGGAUGACAAGCCGUCGGAGACUACAGUCACCGUCGAAGAGGUUCCUUACGAAGAAGAGAAGCCCGAGGAGAUCCAGGAGCUUCCAGAGGAGGUUCGUGUGGUGGAAACAGUUUCCGAAGACGGCAAGCCUAAGAAGAAGAAGAUUCGUACUCGCGUUAUCAAGAAGGUCAAGGGAGACAAGCAAGAAGUCACCAAGAUCGAAACCGUCGAGGAGGAUGACAAGCCUUCUGAGACUACUGUCACCGUCGAAGAGGUCCCUUACGAAGAAGAGAAACCCGAGGAGAUCCAGGAGCUUCCAGAGGAGGUUCGUGUGGUGGAAACAGUUUCCGAAGACGGCAAGCCUAAGAAGAAGAAGAUUCGUACUCGCGUUAUCAAGAAGGUCAAGGGAGACAAGCAAGAAGUCACCAAGAUCGAAACCGUCGAGGAGGAUGACAAGCCUUCUGAGACUACUGUCACCGUCGAAGAGGUCCCUUACGAAGAAGAGAAACCCGAGGAGAUCCAGGAGCUUCCAGAGGAGGUUCGUGUGGUGGAAACCAUUUCCGAAGACGGCAAGCCUAAGAAGAAGAAGAUUCGUACUCGCGUUAUCAAGAAGGUCAAGGGAGACAAGCAAGAAGUCACCAAGAUCGAAACCGUCGAGGAGGAUGACAAGGUACCCGAGACUACAGUCACCGUCGAAGAGGUCCCCUACGAAGAAGAGAAGCCCGAGGAGAUCCAGGAGCUUCCAGAGGAGGUUCGUGUGGUGGAAACCAUUUCCGAAGACGGCAAGCCCAAGAAGAAGAAGAUCCGCACUCGCGUUAUCAAGAAGGUCAAGGGAGACAAGCAAGAAGUCACCAAGAUCGAAACCGUCGAGGAGGAUGACAAGCCUUCGGAGACUACCGUCACCGUCGAAGAGGUCCCUUACGAAGAAGAGAAACCCGAGGAGAUCCAGGAGCUUCCAGAGGAGGUUCGUAUGGUGGAAACCAUUUCCGAAGACGGCAAGCCCAAGAAGAAGAAGAUCCGCACUCGCGUUAUCAAGAAGGUCAAGGGAGACAAGCAAGAAGUCACCAAGAUCGAAACCGUCGAGGAGGAUGACAAGCCUUCGGAGACUACCGUCACCGUCGAAGAGGUCCCUUACGAAGAAGAGAAACCCGAGGAGAUCCAGGAGCUUCCAGAGGAGGUUCGUGUGGUGGAAACCAUUUCCGAAGACGGCAAGCCCAAGAAGAAGAAGAUCCGCACUCGCGUUAUCAAGAAGGUCAAGGGAGACAAGCAAGAAGUCACCAAGAUCGAAACCGUCGAGGAGGAUGACAAGCCUUCGGAGACUACCGUCACCGUCGAAGAGGUCCCUUACGAAGAAGAGAAACCCGAGGAGAUCCAGGAGCUUCCAGAGGAGGUUUGUGUGGUGGAAACCAUUUCCGAAGACGGCAAGCCCAAGAAGAAGAAGAUCCGUACUCGCGUUAUCAAGAAGGUCAAGGGAGACAAGCAAGAAGUCACCAAGAUCGAAACCGUCGAGGAGGAUGACAAGCCUUCGGAGACUACGGUCACCGUCGAAGAGGUCCCUUACGAAGAAGAGAAACCCGAGGAGAUCCAGGAGCUUCCAGAGGAGGUUCGUGUGGUGGAAACCAUUUCCGAAGACGGCAAGCCCAAGAAGAAGAAGAUCCGUACUCGCGUUAUCAAGAAGGUCAAGGGAGACAAGCAAGAAGUCACCAAGAUCGAAACCGUCGAGGAGGAUGACAAGCCUUCGGAGACUACGGUCACCGUCGAAGAGGUCCCUUACGAAGAAGAGAAACCCGAGGAGAUCCAGGAGCUUCCAGAGGAGGUUCGUGUGGUGGAAACCAUUUCCGAAGACGGCAAGCCCAAGAAGAAGAAGAUCCGCACUCGCGUUAUCAAGAAGGUCAAGGGAGACAAGCAAGAAGUCACCAAGAUCGAAACCGUCGAGGAGGAUGACAAGCCUUCGGAGACUACCGUCACCGUCGAAGAGGUCCCUUACGAAGAAGAGAAACCCGAGGAGAUCCAGGAGCUUCCAGAGGAGGUUCGUGUGGUGGAAACCAUUUCCGAAGACGGCAAGCCCAAGAAGAAGAAGAUCCGCACUCGCGUUAUCAAGAAGGUCAAGGGAGACAAGCAAGAAGUCUCCAAGAUCGAAACCGUCGAGGAGGAUGACAAGCCUUCGGAGACUACAGUCACCGUCGAAGAGGUCCCGUACGAAGAAGAGAAACCCGAGGAGAUCCAGGAGCUUCCAGAGGAGGUUCGUGUGGUGGAAACCAUUUCCGAAGACGGCAAGCCUAAGAAGAAGAAGAUUCGUACUCGCGUUAUCAAGAAGGUCAAGGGAGACAAGCAAGAAGUCACCAAGAUCGAAACCGUCGAGGAGGAUGACAAGGUACCCGAGACUACAGUCACCGUCGAAGAGGUCCCCUACGAAGAAGAGAAACCCGAGGAGAUCCAGGAGCUUCCAGAGGAGGUUCGUGUGGUGGAAACCAUUUCCGAAGACGGCAAGCCCAAGAAGAAGAAGAUCCGUACUCGCGUUAUCAAGAAGGUCAAGGGAGACAAGCAAGAAGUCACCAAGAUCGAAACCGUCGAGGAGGAUGACAAGCCUUCGGAGACUACCGUCACCGUCGAAGAGGUCCCUUACGAAGAAGAGAAACCCGAGGAGAUCCAGGAGCUUCCAGAGGAGGUUCGUGUGGUGGAAACCAUUUCCGAAGACGGCAAGCCCAAGAAGAAGAAGAUCCGCACUCGCGUUAUCAAGAAGGUCAAGGGUGAUAAGCAAGAGGUCACCAAGAUCGAAACCGUCGAAGAGGAUAACAAGAAGCCAGAGACAACAGUCACGGUGGAAGAAACUGAUCUGAAGACUCCAUUUGGUGGCAAAGUGAAGCUUAAGAAGAGAGUUAUUGUGCAAAAGCCUGAAGAUGAGGAGACUGUGGUCGAGUUGCCUGAGAGAAAGUCUGUUAUUCUUUCAGAGAAGGAAGAUGGUACUCCCACAAAGACUGUUGUCAAGACACGAAUUAUCAAAAAGAUCAAAGGCUCCAACAUGGAGGUAACUAAGAUUCAAACUGUCGAGGAAUACGAAAAGGAGCCAAAGACAAAGGUGACAGUAGAGAACUUUGAAUUGCCCUUCCCUGAACUGCCAGAGGAAAAGAUCUCUGAGGUAGUGGUACUACCCGAUGAGGUCCUGGAGUCGGAAACAGUAGACGAAGAAGGUGCGCCAAAGAUUGUGAAAACAAAGAAACGUGUGAUUAAAAAGCCGACGAGUGACAAGAUGGAAGAGGUUACUCAAAUUGAUAUCAUUGAACAAGAUGAUGCAGAGCCCAUCUAUUCGAUAUCAGUGACAGAACAGCCUCUAACCGAAUCGAAACCGGAAGACAAUAAGUCCUUGGAGCUGCCGGAACAAGUGGCAGAGCUGGAAUACACUUCUCCAGAUGGUACCAAAAAGAAGAAGACAGUCAAGUCCAGGGCUUUCAAAAAGAACCUCGACGAUAAACUCGACGAAGUGACAACGGUUCAGACAGUCGUCGAAGACGACAAGGAACCCCUGACAACAGUUCAAGUGGAGGUUGUGCCUGCUGAUGAUUUCGCCCCCAUACCGAUUGAAGAGUUGCCGGAGGAGACAACAUUCACCGAGGAGCUGGACAGCAAUAAGAAGCCAAAGAAGAAGACGACGAAGACGCGUACCUUCAAGAAACAGGGACCAGAGGAAGAGGAUCUGGAAUAUUUCCAGAUACAAACAAUCGAGGAAGAGGGCAAAGAGCCCUAUUCCUUGAUACGGGUUGUAAGCGAUGAAAAUCUCUCUGAUAUCGCCGAUAUAAUCGAUAUUAGUAAAUGCGACGAUGAAAAGGUUUCACCCACCAACAAACACAAACAAAAGCCACACAAAAAACCCAAGGUGGAGAAACAAGCAAAGCCCGAAAACACAACAACCGAAUACAUAACGACAUUCAAAUCUGUACAAAACGAAGAUGGAGAGACCACAAUAGAAACCGAACAGAAACGAAUCUCUCAGGAGGAGCAAGGCAUCGUUGUUGAGGAGGUACUCAGUGAUACCGAACCCAUUCCAGAAGACACUACAACACCACAAUCAACACCACACCUUGAAAUUGUUGAAGUCAGCGAGCCAACAGACCAACAGAACAACAAAGAGUACACUAUCACAGAACCCGAAGAUGUUGUAAGUGCAGGAGACGACAAGAAGGAACCCAAACAGAAACAGAAACAGAAAAAGAAACCAUCUACCAAGGCUCCCAUUGAGGGGGAGACAAUUACGACACUGACAGAGGAGGGUCCUGGGGAAAAGACAGGGGUUAAGAAACGCAAACCAAAGAAAUUAGUGGUCAUAGAAGAGGGUAAGGUUGAGGAGAGUCCUACUGCUACUGGUGAGAAGAAAGACAAGCCCAAGAAAAAGAAGGUCGUUAAAUCGAAACGGGAUGAAUUGGAUGAGUACAUACAGUUCCUCAUCCAUCAGGAGAUACCCAAGACAGUCAUUCAGGGAUAUCAGCGCACGGAAAUGGAGCUCCCGCAAAGGGCUCGUCGUGAUUCGUCCUUCAAGCAACCCCAACCAAUGAAGCUGACUCCCAUGAAAAUCGAGAAAAUGGAAUUUAAACGACCCAAAAUGUUGGAAAUCACCUCGGUGGCCGAAUUCCCACAAAUGCUGAAGCUGAAAACGCCCAAGCAACGCCCGGAGGUGGAGAAAAAGAAGAAGGCCGAAGCUUCCUUCAAGAACAAGAAACUCAAGAGUUGGAUACGGUUCAUACCGUACUCUCCGUACUGCUUCCCGUAUGUCCUGACAGAGUUGGAUACCCAUCGGGAGAGUGGAGAACUCUCUCGCAAUGUCGAAGAGGCCGAAGAGGUCCUGCGGCUGCGUCCCAAGAAGUUCAAACACCGCAAGCCCUCAAAGGCAGAGCUAGAGCAGCCCGAUCUCGAGACCUUUGACUCUGAGGAGAGCCAACCUUCGGAUGAGGAGCAACCCAAGCCCAAGUACAAGCGUGGAAAGAAGAAAACGGAGGAAACUCCUGAGGAAAUUCGAAAGCUAAAACUUGGCAAGGGCAAGAUUCCACAGAAUGUCGAAACCUUGGAAGAGGUUCACUUGAAACCCGUCAAAAUCGAAGGCAAAGAAGAGGAUAUCGAAGAGAAACCCCAAAAUGUGGUCGAAGAGGAGGCUCCAAAGAAAAAGAAGUCCAAAAAGUCCGAGAAACCACAGGACACAAUCCACUUUGAGCCCUUGGAGCUGACAGAUUUCGAAAGAACUUCGGAACAACCUGGAGAAUCGGAUACAUCUAUCGUUGAAGACACUGAAACACUCGACAAACCCAAGCACAAGCGAAAGAAGAAGGUUACACCGUCACCCGAUACAAUUCAGCACAAAAUCACUCCAGGAAAGCCGAAGGACGUUGAAGAAACUCCCGAGGAUGAUCUAAAGCUGCGCUACCGUCAAGGCGAACGACCAGAGGAUGUCCAGGAAGAAGUGAAACUUAAGCCAUUCUUCAAAUAUGAAGUUGUGGAACUACAGCCAGAAGUCACUCCCGAGGAAACAGCGGAAUCGCCGAGGAAACCCAUCAAAGAACCCAAGAAAAAGCGCAAGAUUAAGGUGAAAACUGAUCUUGAGGAAAACACCAUUGAAAUAGUGGAAGUUUCACCAAAAGAUACUGAUGAAAAGAUCUAUGAAAUUACCAUCACAAGUUCGGAAACAGAUCAGGUUGAUAGAAAACCCAAGAAAACACUCAAAAAGAAGGUCAAACGCAUGAACCAAGAGGAACUUGAGCAAUUUGUGGCCGAAAUAAAGGAAGAACCUGAACAAAAGUUCUAUGAAACUCGUACAGAAGACUUCUUUGAGGUAAAACUCACGGAACUACAGCCUGAGGCUCCUUCUGAGGAGCAACCCAAGAAGCGCAGAAUCCUCCAUGAAAAGGGUAAUGAAACAGAGAUCCUUGAAAUCGUUGAAACUUUGCCUUCUGAAGGUGAAGAGCCGCUCUAUGAAGUAACAAUAACCUCUAGCGAAGCAAAGGAGGAGGAGAAGGUUAUUCCUUCAAGAGAAAAGCCCAAGAAGAAAACCAAGAAAAUGACAAAGGAUGAACUCGAUGCCUACAUUCAGCAAUUGAUCAACGCAGAGAUUCCCUUGACAGAGUUAGAGAAAUACGAGAAAAUCGAUGUGGAUGGCAAGCCAAAGAAGGCCAAGAAACAGAAACCAAAGCCUCAGGAACCCGUCUUCCCAGAGGGUGAAACGCUUCAGAUCGGAGUCACGGAACACGAGCCCAAGGAAAAGCCAAAGGCCAAGAAGCCCAAGGCCAAGAAAAUCAUCAAGGAAGAGGAAACCCUUGAAACGGAGAUAAUUCCGGUCUACGAUGAGUUCUUGAUCAAGAAGAUCGAUUCGGAGCGGGCUCCACAGGAGGAGAUCGAAGAGCCAGAAGAGGAAAUCGUCCCGGAAUUGGAUGAAAUAAUUGCUGAUCUACAGGAAACCCUACCCAUAGUUGUCCUCGAGGAGGUAGUGGACACUGUGCCACUAGUCAUUGAAGAACUCGACAUCCAGGAAGAGAAAAUCACUAAAAAGCGAAAGGUCAAGACCAGGAAAGGUUCCAAAGUGUACGAGAUUGAAAUCAUUGAAACCGAGGCUCCCGAGGAUAUCCCCGAAGAGGCGAAGGUCAUCGUGAUAACCACAGAAACAACAGAAGAUACGACGGAUGCUCCUGAGGAAGAUAAACCGGAGGCACCCAAGAAAACAGUGAAAAAGGUGAAGAAGGAAAAACUAAAGGAAUACAUCGUCAAGGUUGUGGAAGAGGCGCCUACAGAGCUGAUUGCGGAGAUAUCCGAAGAUUAUACACCGGUUCCAGAGCGCGAGAAAUCGCCAGAAGAGGACAUUACCUCCUUUAUCACGACUGUUGUUGAAGAGGAAGCCCUGCAAGAGGUUUCCCCAGAAGAGGAGAAACCAGAAGAAGUUCGAAGCCUUCCCAAGGAUAAGAAAAAGAAAUCUGAAAAGCAGAAAAAGGUGAAAAUAACAGAAACGGAACCUGAAAGAACCCCAGAGACAUUAACCAUCACAGAAGAUACUGUAUCUGUAACUGAAUCAGAGGAAGCACCCCAAGCCGAAUCAUAUUCUGUGGAAGUUAGGGACUCAACACCCAAGAAAAUCAAGAAACCCGCCAAGAAACCAAAGGAAGAGGCCCCUACAGAGCCCAUAUCUGAAUUUACAAUUCGGGUGGAAGAACUAGCACCCGAAACAAUCAUCGAAGAAACAGUCAAUGAGGAGGGACAGACAGUGGAACGUGUGAUCACCAAACGUAAGCUCAAAAAGAAGGCUGGACCCAAGGAAUACCUCAUUGAAGUGAUUGAAACCUAUGAAGAGAACAAACCCGAGGCAGAAGUCGUAAUACAAACCACAGAAAUCACACCAGUCACGGAGGAACAACCCCAGGAGGAGCACAAGAUAAAGAUCGUCAAGAAAAAGAAGCCCAAGACCGAAAGUUUGGACAACUUUAUCCAAGAACUGAUCGAAGAGGAUAUUCCGAAGCCAGAACUGGAAGAAUUCGAAGUUCGUGUAUCGGAGUCCACGACAUCGGAGGUGAAGAAACCCAAGAAAAUCAAGAAACAACACAAGAAAACCACUCAGGUGGUGGAUGGUGUGCCCACAACAGUCUAUGAGGUUAUCAUUCAAGAGUUUGAGAUCGAUCAUGAAGAUCUCAAACCCGUUGAAGUGGUAGAGGAAAGCGAUCACGAAGAUGUCGAGGAAACUCCCACGGAUCAGCAAGUAAAGGUCGUUGAAGAGAAGCCCAAGUCCAAGCCCAAGAAAUCAGCGAAAAUCAAGGUGCUGGAAGAGGAAAAGCCAGAACCCGUCAUUCAAGACAUUUCUGAAGUGGUGGAAAUCACUAAGGUCACCGAAGAGGAUGGCACCGAAAAGAAGGUGGAAGUGAAGAAAAAGAAGGUCUCCAGGAAACAGGGACCCAAGGAACAGAUCUUCGAGAUCACAGAAACCAAAACGAACGAUGAGCCUCUGGCAGAGGUAACCAUCAUCGAAGUAACCGAGGAAGAAAAGCCCAAGGAAUCUGUUCCCGAGAUCAAAGAAACGAAACCCAUCAAAAAACCCAAGAAACUGAAGCCCGAAGAUGUCAAAAACUACAUCAUCAAUGUUCUGGAAGAAUACGUCGAGCCCUAUAAGUUUGAAGAACUCCCCGAGGACGUUGAAAAGGUACAACCAGUGAUUGAAGACAUCUCCGAAUCCGUGGAAAUCGUUAAGGUAACCGAAGAGGAUGGCACCGAAAAGAAGGUGGAAACGAAGAAGAAGAAGAUCGCCAGGAAACAGGGACCCAAGGAACAGAUCUUCGAGAUCACCGAAACCAAAACGAAUGAUGAACCUCUGGCUGAAGUGACUAUAGUCGAGAUUAUAGAGGAAGAAAAGCCGGAGGAAGUUGUUCCCGAGAUCAAGGAGAAGAAACCCAUCAAGAAACCCAAGAAACUGAAACCGGAAGAUGUCAAGAAUUAUGUGAUCAAUGUUCUGGAAGAAUUUGUAGAGCCCUACAAGUUUGAAGAGGAACUUCCCGAGGACGUUGAAAAGGUACAACCAGUGAUUGAAGACAUCUCCGAAUCCGUGGAAAUCGUUAAGGUAACCGAAGAGGAUGGCACCGAAAAGAAGGUGGAAACGAAAAAGAAAAAGAUCGUCAGGAAACAGGGACCCAAGGAACAGAUCUUCGAGAUUACCGAAACCAAAACGAAUGAUGAACCUUUGGCGGAGGUGACUAUAGUGGAGAUUAUAGAGGAAGAAAAGCCGGAGGAAGUUGUUCCCGAGAUCAAGGAGAAGAAACCCAUCAAGAAACCCAAGAAACUGAAACCAGAAGAAGUUCAAAGCUACAUCAUCAACGUCCUGGAAGAAUUUGUGGAACCACAGAGGUUUGAGGAGGAGGAAGUCGAAUCCGAUGUUCCCGAGGAAAUUCCCGAACAAAAACCAAAAACUCCAAAGCCAAAGAAACCUUCAAAGAAACCCGUGGAGCAGCAGACAAUCCGCAUUGAGGAGUUGGCCCCCGAAACCGUCAUCGAAGACAUUGUCAACGAAAAGGGAGAGGAGGUCAAGCAGGUGAAGACCACAAAGAAACUCAAGAAGAAGGAUGGCCCCAAGGAGUACAUCAUUGAGAUCACAGAAACGUACCAGGAGAACAAUCCCGAGGCCAUCAUAGAAUUCACAACGACUGAAGUGCCCUCGGAGGAGGCCGCACCGAAGGACGUCGCGGAGGAGCAACCCCUGAAGAUUGUUCAGAAGAUCAAGAAAAAGAAACCCGUCAAGGACGAUCUGGACAAGUACAUCCAAGAGCUGAUCGAACAGGAGAUCACGAAAACGGAGCUGGAACAGUACGAGCCAACAGAGAUGGAUGACAAGCCCAAGAAGCCCAAGAAGAAGGUGAAGACACAUCACAAGACAACUGUGGACGUGGUGGAUGGUUUGCCUGUGACAAUCCAUGAAUUCAAUGUCGAGGAAAUCGAACCAGAAGUGGAGGAACCGGAAGAGUUGGAGAUCUUCCCAGAGGACGUGCAGGAGCUGCCACAGAAGACAGAGGAUUCUACGAAAUAUUUGGUCAACGUUGCCGAUGAAUUCUUGGAGGCCGUGAAACCCCUGGAGAGUCCCGAGGAAAAACCGAUACCGACAAAGAAGGAAAAGCCCCAAAAGAAGAAAAAGGACAAAAAGGAGGAGAUCCCCGCUGUUCCUUUGGAGGAAAUCGAACAAACUGUGGAGGUCGUCGAGCAGCCCGAUGAAGAGGGCACCAUCAAGGAGGUGACCAUCAAAAAGCGAAAGGUUCUGCGCCGCAAGGGUUCCCAGGAGAAGGUCUUUGAGAUCACAGAAACCACCAGCGAGGAUCAGCCCAUUGCGGAGGUGACAGUCACUGAAGUGAACGCCGAUGAGGUGGAAAUCACCGAGGAAGAGCCCAAGCCCGUAAAGAAGAUCCUCAAGAAGCCGAAACAAUUGAAAAAAGAUGAAAUCGAGGAAUAUGUCAUCAACGUUAUUGAGGAAUUCGUGGAACAGGCACCCAUUGAAAUCGUGGAAAGUGAGGCAGAAGAGAUUAUAGAGGAGAAACCCAAAAAAGCAAAGAAAUCUCCCAAGAAAUAUACAGUCACAGAAACAGAAGAAGAGGCGGACUCGAAGGAACCUCAAGUACCAGAGGAGAUAUUUGUGGAAACUAUGGAAAUCGUCAUUGAAAAGCCCGAUGAAACCCCUGCCUACACUGUCGGUGUUACAGAGGAGACUGCCACAGACGAUAAGCCCAAACCAAAGACCAAGAAACCUUCGAAACCCAAGACUCAAAAGCAACCCUCACAAGAGGAAUCGCCAGAAUAUUUGGUCAAGGCCAUAUCCGAUGAGCAUAUCCCCGAAGAAGUCUUCCCCGAACAUACAACCAUCGUCGUUGAGUCGGAGGAACCUGCGCCCUUGGAGGAACCAUCCUUCCAGAUCCAAGAACUCGAAACGGAGGCCGUGGAGCAGCAGAUCACAGACGACAAGGGGGAAACCACCAAGCAGACGGUCACGAAGCGAAAGAUCAAGAAGCAGGUGGGUCCCAAGGAGGAGAUCAUCGAAAUUGUGGAGACCAUGACGGAGGGGGACACACCCGAGUACGAGGUCAUAGUGCACACCGAAGAGGUGGAGCCUCUGAAGGAGGACAUUCCCCAGGAAGAGGCACCCAAAAAGGUCAGGAAAACAAAGAAGGUCCCCAAGGACGAUCUCCACGAUUAUAUUCAAAAACUCAUCGAGCAGGAUAUACCAAAAACAGAGUUGGAAAAGUACGAAAAGAUCGACUUGGAUGAGCCGGUGAAAAUGAAAAAGAAACCCGCCAAAAAGGUCAAGGUUCAUGAGGAAAAACCCACCGAAAAACCCCAAGAAUCCGAAGAAGAAACCCCCAUUCCCGAGGAAGAACAACCAACGGUAGAGGAGGCCAAGGAGGAGCCAAAACUAAAGAUCACUGUGAGAGAAUUUUCGCCGGAAAAGCCCGAAGAAAAGUCUUUUGAAAUCGUAGUGCUCGAGGAAACGGUCGAGAUUCAACAGGUGCCCGACGAAGAGGGUCAAGUCAGGGAAAAGGUCGUCAAAACAAAGAAAAUCAAGCAGAAAAAGGGUCCCCAGGAGGUAGUUCAUGAUAUUGUCGAGGUCACGGAUGCAGACACAAAUGAAUCUGAGAUCACAGUCACCACGACAACUCCCUCGGAGGAGACGGUAGAUGUCGAGCCUGUGGUCAAGCAGAAACGUACGAAAAAGAUCAAAAAGGAUGAUGUCGAGGACUUCAUCAAGGCCGUGAUUGAGGAGGAAACUCCAAAGCCUAUCGAACCGGAGGCUGUUGUGGCUGUCGCAGAAGAAACGCCAUCGGAGCCAACGCCAGAAAAGCCCAAAAAGAAGGCCAAGAAGGAGAAGCCGGCAGCUGUUGAAGAGGAAAAACCAGAACCAGAGAAAAUCUCUGUCGUGGAAAGCGUGCCGGAGGAUACUCCUCAGCCAGAAGAGGUCUUUACUGUGGAGGUUUCGAUGCCGAUCGUAGAAGAACCCGAACAUGAGAUCGAUCAAACGGAAGAAACGCCGAAACCUGAAAAGAAAAAGAAACCAAAGGCAAAGGUCAUCGUUUCUGAGGAAGCACCAAAGGAAGAAGAACUCCCGGAGGAGCCUCUGGAAGUUAGAGAAAUCGAAUCCGAUGUUGAAAAACCUGACGAUAAAAUAUUCAGCAUUUCCGUCAAGGAGGAAACCGCUUCAACAGACAAACCCCAAAAGAAAAAGCCAUCCAAAAAGCCACAAGAAACCACCGAAGAAACUCCUCUCGAUUCCUAUCAAAUUUCCAUCAAGGAAAGCUCCGCAGAACCCCAGGAAGAAAAGCCCUUCACCAUCGAGGUCAUCGAAAGCGAAACGCAGGUCAAGGAGACCACAGAUGCCGCCGGGGAGACCCACAAGGAGGUCACCACCAAGCGCAAGAUCAAGCGACCCGAUGGCGAGGGUCAAAUCGAGAUCAUAGAAGUCUUGAGGGAUGAUCAGCCGGAAGCGGAAAUCACAAUUGUGGAAUACGAGCCCGAGGCCCCCACCAAAGAGGAUGAGAAACCCAAGGAACCCAAGAAGAAAACCAAGAAAGUCAAGAAGGACGACAUCCACGACUACAUACAAAAGCUCAUCGACAUGGAGACGCCCAAGACGGAGUUGGAGAAGUAUGAGAAAUUCGACUUUGAACCGACUGUCAGGGACAAGCCCACGGAAAAGCCCAUCGAUGUGGUUGAGGAAGCCCCCGAGGGCAAACCAAAGAAGGACAAGAAACCGAAAGCCAAGCAAACGACGAAGGAAGCCUCGCCUGUGCCCGAAGAACUGGCCCAGGUGAAGAUCCUCGAGGUAGAAGCUCCCGAAGAAGAGCCUCUUCUGCCGGUAAAGAUUGUUGAGGUCCAGCCGGAGGAGGUUCAAAUCCAGGAGAUCGUCACGGAAGAGGGUAAACCCAUUCAGGAAAAGACCACCAAGAGAGUCCUGAAGAAAAAGGGACCCAAGGAGGAUACCACGUUCAAGAUAACCACCAUCGAAAGCGAGGAUAAUGAUUCCGUGAUGGUCAUUGUGGAUGAGGAGCCACAGCCAGAGGCAGUCGUUGUUCCCGUGGAAGAACAGCCCGAAGAAGAGGUACCGAAACCCAAGCCAAAGUCCAAGAAAACCGUCAAGAAGGUAAAGAAGGAGGAGCUAGAUGAUUAUGUGAAGAAGUUGAUAGAAGAGGAGACACCAAAAGAGGUAGAAAAAGAAGAGGCUCUUCCUCUUCCCGAGGAGGAAAAGGUUCUUCCCGAGGAAGAGGAUUCCCAGCCAGUAGAGGUAGGCCCCGAAUCAACCAAACCCCAGACAAAGAAACCAAAGACCCAGAAGAAACCCAAGACAGAGACAGACGAACCCACUGAGCAGACAUACGUGACGACUGUAGAGAUACCCAAGGACGAUGAGGAAGAGAGCACAACAACAACAACAACAAGCACACCGAUACAUGCACAAGAGGACACAGCCACUGCACAAAUUACACCGCAAGAAGAGGCACCCACAGCAACAACAACAACAACAGCACAGAAAACAGUUAAACAUAAACAGAAAACAAAACCAGAAACACACAAAGAAAGCCCUGAAACAGAAACAACAACAAGUGAAGCGACAGAGGUACACAAGGACUAUCAAAUCAGCAUCAUUCACGAGGAGCCCAUCGUCGAGGAGGAGGAACAGCCCGAGAAGAUCCACGAGAUACGAGUCAUCGAUGAGAUCGCAGAGAUCGAGGAAUCGCAGCCCAUCAUCGAGGAGGUGGAGGAAGAGGAGGAGCAGCCCGUUGCCGAGGACCAGCCCGAGGAUGUCAGCAAGCCCAAGGCCAAAAAGAAGAAGAUCAUCAAAAAGAAAACCGAUGAUCACGAUGAGAUCAUCCGCAAGUUACUGGAGCAGGAAAUCGAGAAAACGGAGCUCGAAAAGUACGAAAAGAUCGAUUUCGAUCUGCCCAAGAAACUGAAACCGGAAUUCGCCAAUCUCGAGCCCAUGAAAAUCGAGCGAAAGGAUCAGAAGCCCACCAAAGUGCAGAUUGUGGAGGCGGCAGAGGUCCCGAAACAGGUCAAACUGAAGCCAGGAAAACGCAAGGAGAAACCCACCGAAGAGCAGUCCGUACAGCUGCCCAAAUUCCGGCUCAAGGCCCGCAUGGUCAUGGUCGAGUAUCCUCCGGCUCCAUUGAUACCCAAGCUGACCGAGAUUGGCGCCACGAAGGACAAUGGAGAGCUUUCGCGCAACAUCGACGAGGCCGAAGAGGCCCUCAAGUUCAAGAAACCAAAGACCAAGAAGAUCAAAAAGAUCAAGGACGACCUGGAGAAGGUCGAGCUCGAGAAGUACGAGAAGUAUGUCAGCAGCGAGGAGGAGCCCGAGGAGCAGAAGCCCUACCAGAAGCCCGAAAAGACUCCCAAGCCCGAGGAGAAGCAAGAAGAAGUGAAAAUAAAGCUCGGAAAGGGCAAGAAAAAGCCCAAGGAGGAGGAACAGCCAGAGAAUGUCACCCUCAAGAAGAUCCCACAGAAGCCCCAGGAGGUCGAAGAGGAAGUGGAGCUCCAGCGAAAGCCCAAGGAAGUCGUUGUGGUCGAGGAACAGCCCAAGGAGCCCAAGGAAGGACACUUUGUGGUGCCGCCCUUCGAGCCCGUGGACUUUGAGCCUUCGGAGUACGUGCCCGAGGAACUGGAGCCCAUUGAGCAUCCGGAGAAGCCUGAGAAACAGAAGAAGCCCACGAAAACCAAGUACAAGCCCAAGGACAAGUCGAAGCCAGAGCCGGAGACAAUCAUCUCAGAGAUUGUCCCGGGCGUGCCCAAGGAAGAGGAAGAGGUACCCGAACAGGAGGUGAAGUUCCGCAUUCCCGAAAGCGAAGCUCCAGAGGAAACAGACUCUCAAAUCAAACUGAAACCAGUGCCAAAGGUCCCUGAGGCUGAGGCACCCGUGGAGGCAGCCAUCGUCCAGGCAAAGGUCGAGGAACCCAAAGCGGAGGAGAUCCCAGAGACUCCCCAAGAGGAAGCGAAGAAACCAAAGAAACCUAAGGCCAAGAAGAUCCAACCAAAGGAGGAGGAGGUCUCCGAGGAAGUCCCACAGGAGUUCGAGGUCUCUCUGAAGCAGGAAGAGGCACCCGAAGAGGUUCCCAUUGAAGAAGAAAAGCCCAAGGAGGUGAAGGUCAAGCAAAAGAAACCCAAAGAGGCCCCGGUCGCCCAAGUGGAGGUUAAGGAGGAGGCACCGCAGCCCGAAGAAGUCCCCGAGGACAUACCCGUGGAGUACAAGAUCACGACGACAGUCCUGGAGCCCGAAGAGGCCCCCAAGGAGCACAAGGUGCGAGUCAUCGACUUCGAUGAGCGCCACGAGACCACCGAAGAAGUCAUCGAAGAAAAGGUUGUGACGCGCCGCAAGAAGCCAAAGCCACAGCAGCCCGAAGAGUACGAGGUGACGCUCCAAGAGCCCCAGGUCGAGGAACCAGAGGUUGAAGAGGUCACCGCAGAGGUCACAAUUCCCGUGGAGAAACCCGUCGAGGAAGCAGAGCAGUUUGAGGUUGAACUGAAGCUUACGGAACCCACACCCGAGGAACCCCUGCCCCAGGAGGUAACCGUCAAGGAAAAGUCCAAGAAGAAACCCAAGAAAGAGGUGAAGGAAGAAGAGAUUGUGGUCGUAGAAGAAGAAAAGAUACAACCAGUCGAAGAGGAGGAAGUCGUGGUGGAGGAGAAACCCCAAGAAAAGAAAAAGACCAAGAAACCCAAGGAAUACGAAUUCAGUGUCACAGAAACUGAGGCCCCCGUCGAGGAAAAGCCCGUGGAAGUGAUCGAAGAAGCUCCCAAGGUAGAGGAGGAGAAGUCCGAGGAACAGGUUAUCGAGUCCUUCGAUUCAUAUGAAAUCAGCGUCAAGGAAACGGAGGCUGAAAAGGUCACUGCCAUCGAAGAACAGCCCGAGGAGGAAGCUCCAGCCGAGGCCGUCUUCAAGCGGAAGCCCAAACCCAAGCCCGAGGCAGUGGAGGCCGAAUUUGUGCUGACAGAACCCAAGAAAACGGAGGAAAUCCAUGUGGAAACCGAAAUCAAACAGAAGAAAACCAAAAAGCCAAAGAAACCUGAAGAGGCAGCCGCUGAACUGGAGAUCAAGGUUGUGGAAACGGAGGCAGCCCCCGAGGUUCCCGAAGAAGUGCCCGAAGAAAUCAAACCGGAAAUUGUGGAAAAGCAGGAAAUAAUCGUGGAGGAAAAACCACAAGAAUUCACGGUACGCAUUUCCGAAACGGAAGCCGCAGAAAAGCCCGUGGAGGAGCCUCAAGGCGAGGCACAGUUCACGGUCAAGAAACGCAAGCAAUCGGUGACCUUCGCCGAUGAGCCGGCCACAGAGAUAAUCCUCAAGGAGCCCAAGCCCAUCGAAGAGGUCACCGAGGAGGCCCAAAUCAAGACCAAAAAGCCCAAGAAGAAGGUCAAGGAAGUGGCGGCGGAGGAGCUAAAGAUUCAAAUCACAGAGGAAAUCCCCGAGGAGGCGCCCAUCAUCGAAGAAGUCGAGGAAGUGGUCACAGAAAUCAAGGAAGUUGUGGCUCCAAAGGUGGAGGACAAGACCUACAGGAUCGGGGUCACGGAAACGGAAGCACCCGAGAAACCUGUUGAGGAGAUUCCCCAGGAGGAGGAGGUCGUACCCGAACCGAUUGUGGAAGAACCCGAGCCCCAAGUCUACGAAGAGCACAAGGUAAAGGUCAUUGAAGAGACUCCACGGGAAAUAGUGGAGGAAUCCAUCGAGGAAGAGGUCAAGGUGAUUCGCAAGAAGAAGCCCAAGCCAGAGGUCAAGGAGGAGCCCGAAGCGGCCGUCUCGAUCCCGGCGCCAAAGCCCGUCGAAGAGGUCGAGGCUGUUUCCAGCAUCACCAUCGUCCCCGAACAACCCACCGAAGAGGAGGCCGCCGAACUCAAGAUCACCGUCAUCGAAGAGCAGGCCCCCGAAGUGGAGCUCGUCCAAGAGAUUGAGGAAAUCGAGGAGACGCCCGUCCCCACUGUCGAGGAGCUGCCCGAGGAGCAGGUCACGCUGCAGAAGAAGAAAAAGAAGACCCCAGUAGUUGUCCCCGAAGUGGUGGAAGAGCCCGAGGCAGAGUUUGUACUGAAGCCCAAGAAGCCCGUGGAAGAGGUCUCCGAGGAGGCCAAGAUCAAAAAGAAGCCCAAGAAGGCGGCUCCAGUCGAAGAGGCUGCCGCCGAGCUCAAGGUAACCAUCACAGAGGAGGUGCCCGCAGAGCCAGAGCUGGUCCAGGAAAUCGUUGAGGAGAUCGAGGAGGUCCCAGAAGAAAAGCCUGAAGAGACCCAGCCAGAGAUCGAAGAGGUACAACCAGAGGCGCCCAAGGAGGAAGAGGUGCGUCUGCCCAAGAAAAAACCCAAGGCACCCGAAGUCGUGGAGGAACCCGAGGCUGAGGUCACCCUAAAACCCAAGCCAAAGGUCGAAGAGGUCCAGGAAGAGGCAAAGAUUGUCAAGAAAAAGCCCAAGAAGCCCGUGGAAGAGGUCGCUGCCGAAGAACUCACCGUCAAGAUCGAAGAGGAGGUCAUCCCCGAACCGAUUGUCGAAGAAGAAAUCGUCGAGGAGGUGCAAGUGAAGAAAAAGAAGGCUCCCAAGGCGGAACCCGUCCCCGAGGACAUUGUGGAUGCUGCCGUGAUCAAACUGAAGAAACCCGAACCUGUCGAACCGGAAGAAGUGGUUGCUGAAGUCACACUGAAGCCCAAGGCCCCCAAGGAGAUCCAGGAAGAGGAAUUCUCUGUGGAUGUCAAGCUGCCAAAGGAGAAGAUCGUCACCGAAGAGACCUCCGAUCAAACGGUGCAACUCAAGAAGAAGAAGAAGCCACAGAAACCCGUGGAGGAGGCCGCCGAUGAGUUGCAGCUGCAACAGACCGUCGUCGAGGAGAGGCCCGUGGAAAUCGAAGAGGAGGAAAUCAUCGAAGAGGCCGUCAUAGUGCGCCGCAAGCCCAAGAAGCCUUUCGAACCCUCAGUGGAGGAGCACGAGGAAACCGAGUUCAGUCUCUCGUUCAAGAAGCCCCACACGAUCAACGAGGGCGUAGAAGAGACCGGCACUGUCCUGAAGAAACGCCCCGCGAAGCCGCAAACCCUGGACGAGGCUGCCGCCGAGCUGUCCAUCCAACGCCAGGAAGAGGAGUACGAGGAGGGCGAGGACAUCGAAGAGUUUGUCGUCAGCGCCAGGGCCAAGAAGAAGCCACUGCAAAUCACCGAAGAGGACGAGGAGGCCUACACCGUGAAGAAGCAGCUGCGCCGGAAGAAGGUGGACAUUCCAGAGUACGGGGAAACGGAGAACGUGACCUUCCGUGCGAGAAGCACAAAGACCAAGGAGGAUGUCGACCAGGAGUUCAAUAUUGCCCUCGACUCCUACGCGGAGGAGGAGGUCUCCAUGUCUGGCAAGAUCAAGAUCAAGAAACCCAUCAAGAAGACCUACAACGAGGCCGCCGACGAGGCAAAGAUUAAGAUCAUGCAGGACUACGACGAUGGCCAGGAGCAAGUCAUCGAAGAAAUACGCGACGACGAGGACACCAUCGAUGAGGUCGAGGAGCCCGAAGAGUACAUGGUGGAAGAGCUGCCGCCGGAUGAGGUCGACUUCAAGCUGAAGCCCAAGAAGCAGCCAAAGCCCAGCUACUCCGUUCAGGACGAGGAGGAGGAACAGUUCCUGAUUGGCAUCCGGCAGCCCAAGCGGGACUCCAUCACCUACGAUGAGGAUUCGCUGACAUUCAAAAAGAAGCGAAAGGUUAUCCAACAACUCUACAAUGAAGAUGGCGCCUCGCUGAAUAUCACCAGGGAAAUGAAUGUCGAAGAAUCUGAAAAUCCCAAUAUCAUGUAUUCGAUAUGCAACUACAUUGCCGACAACGAUGAGGCCAUCAAUCUGGUGGAAGGUGAAAAGGUCACCGUGGUGGGACGCCACAGCUCCGAGUGGUGGUACGUGAAGAAGAGCAUCACCGAGGAGGAGGGCUGGGUGCCAGCCCAGUACCUGAUGGAGCCCGAGGAGUAUGCACAGUAUGUGCAGAACAAGCUCCACGAGAAGAUCGACAAGCUGCCGGUCUUUGAACGCCCGGGACCCGAAGACAAGCCCGUUGCCCCGCGUUUCAUUGAGAAACUGCAGCCCAUCCACACGCCCGACGGCUACACGGUGCAGUUCGAGUGCAAGGUCGAGGGCAGCCCUCGGCCGCAGAUCGCCUGGUUCCGCGAGACGGCCAUCAUCAAGCCCUCGCAGGAUUUCCAGAUCUUCUACGAUGACGAUAACGUCGCCACUCUGAUCAUUCGCGAGGUGUUCCCCGAGGACGCUGGCAAAUUCACGUGCGUGGCCAAGAAUGCCGCCGGUUUCACGUCCAGCACCACGGAAUUGAUUGUCGAGAGUCCACUGUCGGAUCACGGCUCAGACGCCACUGCCCUGUCGCGCCGCAGCAUGUCCCGUGAGUCCUCACUGGCCGACAUUCUGGAGGGCAUACCGCCCACCUUCUCGAAGAAGCCGAAGGCGCAGUAUGUCGACGAGAACACGAACGUGAUUCUCGAGUGCCGUUUGGUGGCUGUGCCAGAGCCCGACAUUGUCUGGACCUUCAACGGGGAGGACAUCGACGAGGAGGAGAUCAAGAACAUUCGAGUCGUCACCGAAUCGGACAUGCACAUGUACUGCAGCGUGGUGCACAUCACCAAGGUGAAGAAGUCGCAGGAGGGCGUCUACGAGGUGAUUGCCACCAAUCGCGAGGGCGAGGCACGUCUGCCCAUCACCCUCAAGGUGCGCACCAGCCAGAAGGAGGCGCCCCAGAUCCUCGAGCCACUGCGCAACAUGGUCAUACGCGAGGGCGAGAGCGUUGUCCUGUCCACCCACAUCGUGGGCAAUCCCCCGCCGAAGGUCACGUGGUACAAGGACGGUAAGCCCGUUAAGAACGCCAAGUCCGACAAGGAUGUGCACACCCUGACGCUGAUCACCCCCAAGAAGUCCGAAAAGGGCGAGUACACGGUAAAGGCGGUCAAUCCCUUGGGCAGUGUGGAAACCACUGCCAAUCUGACGAUUGAAGAACCCACCAGUGGAAAUGCAGAGCCGCCGCUGUUUGUGGAGCGCUUCGAGGAGCAAAAUGUCCCGCAAAAGGGGGAGAUACGUCUGCCCGCCAAGGUCUCGGGCAAUCCCGUGCCCGAGGUCCAGUGGCUGUUCAACAACGCCCCUCUGUUCCCCAGCGAACGCAUCCAGCAGAUCUACGAUGGCGAAACGAUCGAGCUGAUCAUCAAGGAUGCCAACCCGGAGACCGAUUCCGGGGACUACAAGUGCAUUGCCAGCAAUCCCAUUGGCAAGACAUCGCAUGGCGCCCGCGUGAUCGUGGAGGUCGACGAGGUCACGUUCACGAAGAAAUUAAAGAAAACCAUCACCAUCGAGGAGGUGCAAUCGUUGACGCUCGAGUGCGAGACCUCCCACGUCGUCACCACCAAGUGGUUCUUCAACGGCAAAGAGCUCUCCGGCAUGGACCACCGAGUGGUCGUCGAGGACGGCAAAACGCACAAGCUGGUCAUCCGGAACACCAAUCUGAGGGACUCCGGCACGUACGUGUGCAAGGUCAAGAAGCAGGAGACCACCUCCACCGUGGAGGUCCUUCAGCGCAAGCCCGACUUCAUCAAGGUCCUCGAGGACUACGAGGUGACCGAAAAGGAUACGGCCAUUCUGGACGUCGAACUGACCACGGAGGCCACCGAGGUCACCUGGUUCAAGGACGGCGAGAAGAUCACGAUCGAAAACAAGAAUGUGGAAUUCAUCAAGGACGGCAAGUCGCGUCGUCUGGUCAUCCGCGACACGACCAUCCACGACGAGGGCGAGUACACCUGCAAAAUCGAGGGCCACGAGUGCUCCUGUGAGCUCACGGUCAUCGAGCUCCCGCCCGAGAUCAUCCAUCCCCUGGAGGAUGUCUCCGUCACGAAGGGAGAGAACGCCAUCUUUGAGCUGGAGCUCAGCAAGGGCGACGCCCUGGUCAAGUGGUUCAAAAACGGCAAGGAGCUGGUGUUCAACGACCGCGUUCAACUGGCCAUCGACGGCAAGAAGCAGGCCCUGCGCAUAGUCAAGGCCAGGCCAGAGGAUGCCGGCGAAUAUUCCAUCCAAGUGGGCGAGCAAACCUCCAAGGCCACUCUGACAGUGGAGGAGCCACUGGUGGACUUUGUCGUCCGCCUGCCAGACGUCACCUUGGCCACGAAGACCACCGAUGCCGAGUUCACGGUGGAGCUGUCGCAGCCCGAUGUGGAGGUCACUUGGUUCAAAAAGGGUAAGCCCAUCAAACCCAAUCCCAAGCAUGAGGUAUUCGUCGAGGGCACUGUCCGGCGCCUGGUCAUCCAUGAGGCCGGCGACGAGGAUGCCGGCGAGAUCAGCUGUGUGGCCGAGAACGUCACCAGCAGCACAAAGCUGUGCGUUGAGGAGCUCAAGCUGCCGCCCGUCAUUACCUCUGACAAGGAGCAGACCUUGAAGGUGAAGGAGAACGAGGAUGCCACCUUCACUGUCAAGUACACGGGCGGUGCCCCCCAGCCGGAGGCCGUUUGGACCACCCGGAAUGUUGUCAUACCCAAGUCAAAGCGCGUUACUCCAUCGAUUGAUGAACAGUGUGCCACCCUGACCCUGCGAAAGGUUGUCGACGAUGACGAGGGCGAGUACACGGUGAAGCUGGUGAAUCCCGUGGGCGAGGCAGAGGCCAGCCUACAUUUGGUUAUAAUGCGCAAACCCACGGCACCUGGCACUCCGCAGCCACUGGAGGUGAUGCAUGACUCCAUUACGCUGUACUGGAAGGCACCCGAGGAUGAUGGAAAGUCCGAAAUAAUUGAAUACAUUCUCGAAUACCAUGAUGUUAAGGAAGAAAAAUGGACUGAAAUACGUAAAAUCAAGGAUACCACGUACACCAUCUCGAAGCUGAAGAUCGACACUGAAUACGUGUUCCGUUCGAUAGCCGUGAACGAGGUGGGACCCUCCCCGCCAUCGCCGCUGUCGCCGCCCAUUCGCCUGGUGCCGAAGGUCGAAACCGAGGCGCCCAGUGUGCGCGAACCCCUGCAGGACCUGUGCUCGGAGCUCGACAAGGAGGUCACGCUGUCCUGCGUGUUUGGCGGCAUUCCAGAGCCAAGGGUCGUGUGGAAGAGGAACGGACAGGUGUUCGAGUCGUCGAGCAGCCUGCGCUACGAGAACCGUGUGGCCAAAUAUAUUAUCGAAAAGACAACAAUUGAGACUGAAGCCACGUACACGUGUGUGGCUAGCAACGAGAGGGGCUCCGUGGAGACCUCCUGUAGACUGAAGCUGCAACAGAGGCCCGUCGUCGAGGUGGAGGACAAGUAUCUGCAGCAGAAGCUCCGCACAGGCAGCACUCUCACCAUUCCAGCAACGGUGCGCGGCUAUCCCCGGCCCACGGUCGCCUGGCACAAGGACUCCGUCGAGCAGACAGAACAGACGUCCAUUGAGACCACGGAGACCACAUCGACGUAUUCCGUGAAGAAAUUGAGCCGCGAACACUCUGGCAAGUACAAGGUGACGGCCACGAAUGAGUCGGGCUCCUCGUAUGUCGAGUGCACGGUCCAGGUGAUCGACAAGCCCAGCCGGCCGCAGUCCCUGGAGAUCAAGGACGUGAAGAAGGACUCGAUCAUCCUGGAGUGGACACCGCCGGUGGACGAUGGCGGUCUGGACAUCCAAAAGUACACGCUCGAGAAGUGCGACGUCCAGAACAACGUCUGGAUGAAGGUGUCCGACUUUGACAAGGACAUUCACUCGUAUGCCAUCCAAAAGUUGUCCAUGAACUCGCAAUACAUGUUCCGUGUGGUGGCCGCCAAUCCCAUCGGAGAGUCGGAGCCCACGGAAUCGGAGACCGUGACGAUAACCAAGAAGUUUGAAAAACCCUCACCCCCGCGCGGCCCCACCAAUGUCUCGGGCAUGAACGACACCUCCUUUACCCUGGCCUGGGAGCCAUCCGAGAGCGAUGGUGGCUCCAAGAUCCUCGAGUACAUCGUGGAGAUCAGGGAAGAGACUGAAACCGUCUACCGUUCGGUGGGCGUUACCCUGGGCACUGUCACCAACAUCCAUGUGGAGCAGGUCCUGCGCACGAAGGGCUACUUCUUCAGGAUCUACGCCCGCAACGAGGCGGGCACCAGCGAGGCCUACGAGACCACAGAAAAGAUCCUCGUGGGUCGUAAAAUAACCCCGCCAUCGCCUCCACAGAAUCUGCGAGCCCCAGACGUGACGAGCCGCAGCGUGACCCUCGAUUGGGAGAUUCCAGCGCGCAACGGUGGUUCCGAAAUCACAGGUUACUGCGUGGAGAAACGCUCUUCGACGUCGACGACCUGGACGAAGGUCAUAACCCUAGAUGCACAUCAGCUGCACUACACGAUCGAUAAUCUGAAGGAGAAAUGCGAAUACUGGUUCCGUGUCUCGGCUGAGAACGAGAUGGGCCUGGGUGCCCCGGCCGUCACCGAGAGCAUAUCCCUCAAGACACAUGCCACCGUUCCGUCGCCGCCGACUGCCCCCCUGGAGGCGCGUGUCCUAGCCGCCAAUGCUCACAUAUUCGAAUGGGGUAUACCCGAGUCAGAUGGUGGUGCGCCACUGCUCGGCUACCACAUUGCCAUACGCGACAUGAAGAAGACCAUGUGGAUAGAGGUGGGUCGUGUGCCGGCCGGUGUGCAGCGGUUCCAGAUCCGGGAUCUGCAGGAGAACCACGAGUACAUGAUACGGAUAUUCGCCAAGAACGAGAUCGGUCUGAGCGAACCUCUCGAAUCGGAGGAGCCCUACAAGGUCAUGACAGCAGGUCAUGAAAGCCUGCCCGACGAGCCACGCACUGAGAUGAGCACUUGCAACACCUCGUCGUGGCUGAGGGACCACAACAUGGACGCCGAUAUCCAUUCGUAUGCCCGGGGCAGGCUCCUGCAACGCGACGAGUACUUCUUCAGGCUGUGGGCGCAGAUCCCCAGCAGCAGCAAAAAGAAGAAGAGCCUCAAAUAAGUCAAUCAUCAAGAGAGAAAAACAACAAAAAAAAAAAACGACAAACGAAUGAAAAACUUUAGUCAUAGUUUAAGCAUAUUUUCCCCCUACCCCCAAUUCCCCAUCCCCCCAUCCCCCGAUCCCCCUUUCCUUUGAUUUUACUAGCUUUUUGUACUUUUGAAUGAAUGAUGUACAGAUUGGUGUAAUGAUUGAUUGAUUGAUUGAUCGAUAGAUCCCAUUGUGCCAGCGAUGCCCACACAGUUGGGGGGGGGAGUGCGGGCUCCACUCGAACGGAAAGUGCGAGCGAAGAAAUGUAUCUGGAUGAACGAGUGUGCGUCCCCUCCCCGCCCCGCGUGUGGGCGUGGCUCCGAUGGGAUGCCAUUACACGAUCUACAUAUAUAAAGAGUUCUAAUCCUUAGAGUUUUUGAUUUUAUGAUUUUAUUUUUGUAAGCUGUGAUAAAUCGUAUCCAAA